Messenger RNA from Pelobates cultripes (western spadefoot toad), 65272 nucleotides. The record is from the annotation of a GenBank genome assembly. NCBI's taxonomy places the organism in Eukaryota, Metazoa, Chordata, Amphibia, Anura, Pelobatidae.
CGCAGCGUUUGCGCUCCAGCCUCUGUCGCUCUGCGCAUGCGCUUCAUUUCAAUCCUGCUGCAGAUGGGAAAGUGUGAGGUCGCGGAGGGAUAGUGGCAGCUGAGUUAAAAAAACAAACCAUACCCGUGCCAGCAUGCCGUUCAAUAAAGUCCUGUUACUGCGGGGCCGCCCUGCUCUCCUUGUUUCCCCUGUGAACAGACUGUGUGAGCGAGCCUUCUCCGGCCGCCCCGCUCCGUCCUGGUAAGCUGCCCCCAAUGUGAGCCCCGCUACGGUAUAGGUGUGCUGCAUGCAGAGUCCUGGCAAUGACUGUCUAAUAGUUGGUUUCAGUGAGAUGGAAACUUGUUUAUUGCUGCUGCCUGAUAGUGUGGAGAAGUAGCAGGAAAGCCCUAUAGAGCUCUCAUCAGAGUUACAGGUGCAAACUAUAGGAUCCUGCGGUACAGAACACGCUUUAUUUUCUCACGAAAAGGAUUAUACUAGUGUGGGUUAUUUUACAAUAAAAUUCACAAUGAAAAAAUUACUUUUUUUAAAUUUUUUUUUAUUUUAAACUUAAUGGGUUCUCUAACCACCAGGACCACUUAAGUGACUCAAGUGGCCAUGAUGCCAGGAGUUAUUAUUAUUAUUAUUUAUAUAACUAAUAUAGCUUGGUUGCUUCAUCUAAGUGUUACUUCUAAUUGUGUAGUUGGAGAUAUUCUGGACAGUGCUGCUUCUAAGUGUGUAGUUGGAGAUAUUCUGGAGAUAACCUGGAGGUAAUCUGAGGUAUUCAGGAGGAUAAAUACAAAGUUAAGAUUUGUUUGAUUUAAAUUAUUCUCCUCAUUGGAAUGGCAGACUUAGUUCAGUGUAAUAAUUGCUAUGCAUUGGUUUCACGUUCCACUUUUUGGAGGUUUGGUUGUUGUCUAAUCUGUAGACAGUUCUCUAUCUUGCGGCAGGAGAUUGUAUUCUUGAAGUCUGAGAUUUGUAAAUUAUAUGGUAAACUCAGACUGGAAAUGCUGCAAAGCCACUGCCGCAGAGACAUACUAGGAAUGGCAGAUGGAUUACUGUAGGAUCUGGUAGACUUAGAGUUGUGGAUAAAAGGCAUAUUGCACAGUCUGUUACUCUACAUAAUUCAUUUUCUGCACUUUCAGAGUGUAAUGGUGUUGUGGAGAGAGGCACUGAGGCUAGUGGUGUUGUGGAGACAGGCUCAGGCACUGAGGCUAGUGGUGUUUUGGAGACAGGCUUGGAGACUAUGGUGAGUACUAAUAGAAAGCAGUUGUUGGGGAUUCUAUCAUAAGAGGUGUGGAGAUAGACAAUGGUGGUCUUGUGAGGUGUCUUCCCGGAGCUACUGCUCACAGACAGGAGACGUAUCUGUAAUAUUGUUAAAGGACCACUCUAGGCACCCAGACCACUUCAGCUUAAUGAAGUGGUCUGGGUGCCAGGUCCUUCUAGGGUUAACCCAUUUUUCAUAAUUAUAGCAGUUUCAGAGAAACUGCUAUAAUUAUGAAUGGGUUAAGCCUUCCCCCUAAUCUCUAGUGGCUGUCUCAUUGACAGCCACUAGAGGCGCUUGCGUGCUUCUCACUGUGAUUUUCACAGUGAGGCACGCAAGCGUCCAUAGGAAAGCAUUGUAAAUGCUUUCCUAUGGACAACUGCGCGCCAGCUCUUGCAGCGUGCGCAUUCAGCCCCGAGGAAUAACGAGGAGGAGGAUCGGAGAGCUCUCCGCCCAGCGCUGGAAAAAGGUAAGUUUUUACCCCUUUCCCCCUUCCAGAGCCGGGCGGGAGGGGGUCCCUGAGGGUGGGGGCACCCUCAGGGAACUAUAGUGCCAGGAAAACGAGUAUGUUUUCCUGGCACUAUAGUGGUCCUUUAAGCGAGCAAAGCAGGAAGGGGAAUUGGAUGUACUAGUCCAUCUAGGGACAAAUGACGUGGCUUGCUAUGAGGUUUCAGAGGUUAAAUUAGUUUUUAGUGUUUUUGCCAAUGAUAUACGGCAGGUUGCUUCCACACUGUCAUUCUCUGAAGUUCUGCCUGUGCAUAACACUCAGAACGACAGGCGGAUGCGUAUUAGGGACUUUAAAGGACCACUAUAGGCACCCAGACCAGUUCAGCUUAAUGAAGUGGUCUGGGUGCCAUGUCCAGAUAGGAUUAACCCUUUUUUAAGUAAACAUAGCAGUUUCAGAGAAACUGCUAUGUUUACACGGAGGGUUAAUCCAGCCUCUAAAGCCUCUAGUGGCUGUCUCAUUGACAGCCGCUAGAGGCGCUUGCGUGCUUCUCACUGUGAAAAUCACAGUGAGAAGACGCCAGCGUCCAUAGUAAAGCAUUCAGCAGAUGACGUCGCUAGGAAGAAGGGGAGGAGGAGGAAAGCUCCCUGCCCGGCGCUGGAGAAAGGUAAGAUUUUAACCCCUUACUCUCCCCAGUGCCCGGCGGGAGGGGGACCCUGAGGUUUGGGGCACCCUCAGAGCACUAUAGUGCCAGGAAACGAGUAUGGCUUGGUGAAUGGUGUCGGGAGCAAGGAUUUGGCUUUAUUUCUCAUGGUAGCUCUGUUUGGAAUGGAAAUAAACUGUACAAAAAAGAUGGUUUGCAUCUUUCUCAAAAGGGAACAAAUGUUCUCAGUGAGCAGUUCAGAGGUUUUGCUAGGAUGUAUUUAAUCCCUUAAGGACACAUGACAUGUGUGACAUGUCAUGAUUCCCUUUUAUUCCACAAGUUUGGUCCUUAAGGGGUUAAACUAGGAGGGAGGGGCAAAAGGGUGAUACAACAUCAAUCCAAUUUUACCCCCAAAACAAGGACAGAAGGUGCAUGUAGCAAGUGUGUUAAAAAAUUAUAAGCUUAGAGUCAUGUCUACAAAUGCUUGCAGUUUAGGGAAUAAGAUCCAUGAACUUGUGGCAAUAAUGGCAACUGAUAGUGUAGAUUUAGUCGCUGUUACUGAGACAUGGUAUAAUGAGAAAAAUGACUGGGUAAUAGCAAUACCAGGAUACUCUUUAUAUAGAAAAGACAGGGAAGGCAAGAAAGGGGGAGGGGUGGCCCUGUAUGUGAAGGAUAGCAUAAAAUCUAGCAUAAUAAGUUAGUGAAGCGAACAUAGAUGACGUUUGGGUUACGUUAGAAUUUGGUAAUCACACAGUAACUCGUGUAGGUGUGAUUUAUAGGCCCCCAGGACAAAUUGAAGAGUUAGAUAAUCUACUAGUUGAGGAAAUAGCUAAAAUGACAAGGGGGAAGUUAUCAUCAUGAGUAACUUUAAGCUUCCUGAUGUAAAUUGGAAAACAAAAUUAGCUACUUGUGCCAGGAGCACACAUAUUCUAAACUCCCUACUGGGAUUGUCUCUAAAACAAGUCGUUGAGGAGCCAACUCAUAAAGAUGGCAUACUAAAUUUAGUGUUAACAAAUGGAGAUUUGAUAUCAGAUAUUACUGUAGGUGAAAGUUUAGGAUCCAGUCAUCAUCAGUCAGUGUGGUUUAGUAUAAGAACAGUGACUCACACCACACAAAAACAAAAGUUUUAGACUUUAGAAAAACAGACUUUUCUAAAAUUAGAAUAUGCGUAAAGGAGUCAUUAUCAGACUGCAGCAAUUUAAAUGGAGCCCAAGAGAAAUGGAAUUAUUUAAAAGUUGCACUACUGAAGGCAACAGAAAUUUGCAUUAGGCUUGUCAGUAAAAGCAAAAAAUUCAAGAAACCACUGUGGUACUCUGCAGAUGUGGCCAAAAUAGUAAAAAACAAAAAGUUAGAAUUUAGUAAUUAUAAAAAAAAACCCAGAGUGAGGAAGACAGAAUGAUCUAUCAGCUUAGGCAGAAAGAGGCUAAGCAAGUUAUAAGAGCUUCCAAAUCACACACAGAAGAGAAAAUAGCACAGUCAGUAAAAAAAGGGGGACAAAACAUUUUUUAGAUACAUAAAUGAGAAAAGUAAAACAAGGAUUAGUUAGAUUAAAAACAAGAGAAGGAAGGCAUGUAGAAGAGGAUAAAGGUCUAGCUGACUGCCUCAAUUAAUAUUUUUGUUCGGUAUUUACAGAUGAAAAUGAAGGAAAGGGACCUCAGUUAAGAAAAAGGAUAAAUUAGUCAUUUAUUACACCUGAGUUUACAGAUGAAGAGGUUCUAUUUCAACUGUCAAGAGUAAAGACAAAUAAGUCGAUGGGGUCUGAUGGGAUACACCCAAAGUUAUUAAAAUAACUUACUGGUGUACUAGCAAAUCCAUUUACAGAUUUAUUUAACCAAUCAUUGUUAACAGGAGCAGUCCCAGAAGAUUGGAAGUUAGCGAAUGUUGUGCCCAUUCACAAGAAAGGUAAUAGGGAGGAGUCGGGCAACUAUAGGCCAGUAAGCCUUACUUCAGUAGUGGGGAAAGUGAUGGAAACCAUGUUAAAGGAUAGGAUUGUUGAACAUCUAAAAACACAUGGAUUUCAAAAUCAGACAUAACAUGGGUUUACUUCAGGGAGAUCACGCCAAACUAAUCUUAUUGAUUUUUUUUGAUUGGGUAACUAAAAUUAUAGAUCAGGGUGGUGCAGUAGAAAUUGCUUACCUAGAUUUCAGUAAGGCUUUUGACACUGUUGCACAUAGAAGGCUUAUCAAUAAACUGCAAUCUUUAAGUUUGGAUUCCAAUAUUGUUGAAUGGGUUAGGCAGUGGCUGAGUGACAGGCAACAGAGGGUUGUAGUCAAUGGAGUAUAUUCGAAGCUUGGUCUUGUCACCAGUGGGGUACCUCAGGAAUCUGUACUUGGACCCAUUCUCUUUAAUAUUUUUAUUAGUGAUAUUGCAGAAGGUCUUGAUGGUAAGGUAUGUCUUUUUGCUGAUGAUACUAAGAUAUGUAACAGGGUUGAUGUUCCAGGAGGGAUAAGCCAUAUGGCAAAUGAUUUAGAUAAACUAGAAAAAUGGUCAGAGUUGUGGCAACUGACAUUUAAUGUGGAUAAGUGCAAGAUAAUGCAUCUUGGACAUGAAAACCCAAGGGCAGAGUACAGAAUAUUUGAUAGAGUCCUAACCUCAACAUCUGAGGAAAGGGUUUUAGGGGUGAUUAUUUCUGAUGACUUAAAGCAGACAAUGUAAUAGAGCAGCAGAAAAUGCAAGCAUGAUGCAAGGUUGUAUAGGGAGAGGUAUUAGCAGUAGAAAGAGGGAAGUGCUCAUGCCAUUGUACAGAACACUGGUGAGACCUCACUUGGAGUAUUGUACUGGAGACUGUAUCUUCAGAAGGAUAUUUCAGAGGAGAAGGAGAGUUCAGAGAAGGGCUACUAAGCUGGUUCAUGGAUUGCAGGAUAAAACUUACCAGGAAAGGUUAAAGGAUCUUAACAUGUAUAGCUUGGAGCAAAGACGAGACAGGGGGGAUAUGAUAGAAACAUUUAAAUACAUAAAGGGAAUCAACACAGUAAAGGAGGAGACUAUAUUUAAAAGAAGAAAAACUACUACAACAAGAGGACAUAGUCUUAAAUUAGAGGGACAACGGUUUAAAAAUAAUAUCAGGAAGUAUUACUUUACUGAGAGGGUAGUGGAUGCAUGGGAUAGCCUUCCAGCUGAAGUGGUAGAGGUUAACACAGUAAAGGAAUUUAAGCAUGUGUGGGAUAGGCAUAAGGCUAUCCUAACAAUAAGAUAGGCCAGGGACUAAUGAAAGUAUUUAGAAAAUUGGGCAGACUAGAUGGGCCAAAUGGUUCUUAUCUGCCGUCACAUUCUAUGUUUCUAUAACGCCACACAUCCGGAGAUAGUUGGUUGCACGACCGACAUAUGUGAAUUUUUGCAGCCAUGAACACUGUACACAUGUUUGUCAUCAGUGUGCUUGUGACAGGUGUAAUCAUGUUCUCCCUUCCAGUAAGUACACCUGCAAGGGAUGCCCUCAUUCUGUUUCUUUUCUUUAAUUUUAUUUCUUUAAUUCCCUCCUUCCUUUUGCUGGCUCAGAGGCUGCGCAUGCACUUUGAGUCGUUGAAACUGCCCUGUCAAAUGCUUCUUUAUAAAAAGUAUUUGAUAGGACUACGUGAGUGUGCAUCUCCAUGCUCGAUUUCAAGUAAGAUUAUUUUUAUUUUCAGGUUUUAAAGGAGGGGGUGACGGAAAGCCUAGCUAGCAAUUCCCAAUUAAGAUAUAGUAAGCUUACCAAAAAAAAAAAAAAAGUUACGGUAGAGUAACUAUCACAUUAUAAAGUUCUCAAAGUAGCUUUUUCACUUAAUAGUUAAAAAGGUAACUUUCUGGUCAGAGUUGUUUGUGCGAUAGACCGAUGUGUUAUACCAUUGAAUGCUUAUCGGGGUAAAGUGCUAAGUACACACUUAAAGAAACUCUUCCACCAGCAUAACUUAAGUGACUCUGCCAUCUUAUGGGGUAUGCGCGCGCAUUCAGCCGGUCACAUAGGAAAGCAUUCAUAAGGCUUUCCUAUGGACGCUUGCAUGCUCUCACUGUGAAAAUCACAGUGAGAAGCACGCAAGCGCCUCUAGCGGCUGUCAAUGAGACAGCCACUAGAGGGAAUGGGGGAAGGCUUAACCCAUUCAUAAACAUAGCAGUUUCUCUGAAACUGCUAUGUUUAUGAAAAAAUGGGUUAACUCUAGCUGGACUUGGCACCCAGACCACUUCAUUAAGCUGAAGUGGUCUGGGUGCCUAGAGUGGUCCUUUAAGAACUUCCUGCUCUUAACGAUUUAAAAAAAAAAAAAGGUUGCUUGCAGCAAGCUGUAGUAGUUAUGAUGUUUUGUAGUUUUCUUUAAACUUAUUUAAGUUGUUUUGGUGUAUUGAAUCAUUGUAUUUUGAUGGGGAACAUUCAGUGCCUCCUUGUAGAGCGUGGAGGUGCUGAACGUAGGUGCAGCACUGGACUAGGAAUCACCUCUAGUGGCUGUCUGUAUGACUGUCAGUAUAGGUGGUACUAGGUAGCAAUACAAGAUUGAUGAUCUCAGCCAUGGAAGUGGGACCAGCUUUAGUGAGACUGGCAUGGCGUGUGGAAAAAGGUUAGUUAAAAAAAAAAAAAGUAAUAUUCUGGCUCCUAGCAUUACUAAACAGCGCUCAAUGGAGCAGAGACAAAGAACUGCAGGACAUUUACUGCUCCCUCGGCUGACUGCGUUCACCAAAAGGAUGACAAACACCCGGGCACCAGGAGAAAAAUUCCAGUCGCCAUGGCGACCUGGCGCCUGGGAUUUGUCAAGCUCUGGUAUAGAUUAUGUGUAUGCAGUCUCACUGUUCAAUUCUGUCAUUUAGGAGUUAAAUAAUUUUUUUCUGUCAAUGCAGCCCUAUCAACCCCUCCUGUGACUGUCACUCACACAGCCUUUAUGAUCACAUGUUGACUUCUUUUGAAGUUUGUAUCCUCCCCUCUGUAAAUAGCCCUGAAGUCUCAUGCAAACUUCAAAAGGCAAUUAGCAAAGCAGGAGAUAAGAAGUUCUAGAAUAAACAGGGGCAUGAUCUAUACACCCAAACUGCUUCAUUGAGCUAAAGUUGUUUUGUUGACUAUAGUUUCCAUUUAAUUCCAAAAUAAAAAAUUGAGGCAAAAAGAGCUGAUCUGGAAAAAAUAUCCAAACCCGCUAUAGUCACAACUGGCUAUUUUGGGCUUAGUUUUUUCCGUUCGGAUUUCGUUAUCCAAAAUUUGUAGUUUAGUAUUAGUGUGAGUCGUAGUGGCGGCAACUAGGUGUAAUGAGUGUGUGGGGAUGACUGGCUGUAUAUUAUGUAUCAUCCAGCUCACACAUUACAUACUGCCAGAAGUGUGUUGGCUGUUUGUAAUGUGUGCGUGCCCGUUGGUUGUAUGUAGUGUGUGUGCCUUACUUGUGUGUUUCAGAACAGCUGAAUUAAAGUAGAGUAUGGUGAGGGAAAUAUAAUGCGUGAGUAAAUGGGAGAAUUGUGUUCAUGCACUGUUCUCUUGGCCUUUAUAUCGUGUCAGUUUCUGUGCUUUUUAUAACUAAAAGCUCAAUAAACAAUAGUGCUGUUGGGUCACUGUCAGAUCUAAAAGGCUCUAAGAGCACAAGUGAAUAUAAAUCUAUUGUGCAACAUGUUUAGACUACAAUUCUCUCCAAUAAAACAUUUGAUUAGUCUUAAUUACACAGGUACAUUGCGUCUUUUAGGUUAGGUUUUCAAUCCUGAAUUUACUUUUUUAUGACUUUAUUAAAUCUAUCUUACAGCAGAAAGAAAGGAAAUAGCCAUAGCUAAAUGAUUUUAUUGCAAACAGGAAUUCUCUCCGUUAAAGACCCACUCCAAGCAGCAUAACCAUUACAUUACACUUUACUGGUUAUCGUGCCAAUAGUACUUUGGCGCUUCACAGUUGGCAGACCCCAAGUAAGAAGUGAAACUAUUCUAGAAUGGCGAACCCCAGGUAAGGAGACAAACCUUUCUAAAAUGGUUUGACUAUUUACCAUGGGGGUAUUCCAGUGCACUCCUGGUACAAUAACUACAGCAUACAGUAGAUGUUUGGUGUCCUGAGUGUUCCUUUAACUUUUUAUGCCCUUUACCAUAGGUUUCUUUUUUUCUUUUUAUGGCUCUCCAACCUAUCAUUGUAAAAAAUGUAUCUAGAAACUGUUUAUUUUUUCGAAGACCUCGUACAUUCAGCCAAAGUUGUACGGUACACUAUUGAGUGGUCUAGGGGUCUGACUUAACUCUUUACGUAAUUCCAUAUGCUGGAAAAAAACAAACUUGCAUCCAUCAAAUUCAGCCUUUUUCCACAUCUUAUUUUGCUGUUAAUCCAAAAGAAGGGGAAAAGGGCAACACUUGUUUGUUCAGCAAAUAAGGAAGUGUCCAGCAGAUCAGAUGUGCAGUUGUUCAACUGACUGUAACAGAAGACCAAACAAGAAUUUUCAAUGUAAUGGCUAAAAGUGAGUAUGAACUAUAUUUUCUUUUACAGGUUUGAGAGAUGGGAAAGUGUUGUUGGCCUCGAAAUCCAUGCACAGAUUAAUUCAGAAUCCAAGCUUUUUUCAAGCUCACGUGUUCAGUUUGCUGCCCCUCCUAAUUCUACAGUUUCAUUUUUUGAUGCUUCUUUGCCAGGAACCUUGCCUGUAAGUAAUUCAUUGUUAAUGAUUUUAUGUACGUAAUGUAUUGGUAAAGAUAAUGACUACUUCACAUUUACCUACAUGUCUUGUGUAAUUAUACCCCAUUCUGACAAGGAGAAUAUGCAUUACAUAUUAGCAGCUCACAAUUAUAGGGACUCUCCAGACCUCUAAAGCUCAUCAUCUUUAGGAUCAUGGAGUGUCCCUAUAGGGUUUUGGAGUGUCAGAGAACCACAAAGACUUUCAAUGUCCUUGUGUGGCAAGAAGAAGCCAAAUGUCCUCUAAUGCUUCUCACUGAGAAGCAUUAGAUUAAAUGAUCCUCUGGGAAGCAUUUAAUUAGAGGGGUGGUGGGCUUUCCGUACAUGUGCUUCUCUAUGAGACGCAUUGUAUUAGAUGAGAAGUUGGAAGUUGUUGGAAGUUGUCAGCAUUGCUGGUGAAAAAGGAGGCAGAGUGGGCAGCAUGCACAGAAUCUCAGCGCUGGGAAAAAAAUUAAGUAAAUCGUUAUAUAUCUUACAUUUUGAAUCGUACACUGGGGGCGGAGGUGAAUUGUGCUUGGCAUAGAGUGUAUAAAAAAAGUAUAGCAUCCCUUUAAAGGGUUAUUCCAAGCACCAUGACCACUGUAGUGAUGGUACUUGUUAUCUGUAUGUGGCGCAGUUCAGUUUGAAAUGUGCCACUCCGCAUCUCCUCAUAGGGAUGCAUUGAAUUAACCCUUUUGCUGCCAGAGGUGUGACUUCAUCUCCCGCAGCGUCAUUAGCCAACCACGAAUAAGAGCGGCAACAGGCGACCAAUGACGCCCUCUCCGUACCUCAGCCUAUCCUACAGAUGUGUCCCCUCCCCCCUGUGAGGAGGAGUGAUGUUUCGAGAAGAGAAUCAGACUGUGUCGAAAAACUUGGUCUUCGUAUGGGAUCAAACGUAAGUUUUCCUUUGUCUAUUGUGAUUAUUUUUUGCAAAGAGAAAAGCUUAAUCAUUCUUUCCUCGCGUAGAGCCACAGCACAAGAGAAUUGUUAGCAUGCUUAACCUCCUUACAGCCCUUUAAAUACCUUAAACACAGGACCACGUCCAUUCUUACUUGUGCCUUGAGUGGGAUUGUGAAGUAAUCCACCAGUAACAAAUUGCAAGUGCUGAAGUGUGGGUUCCCUUAGCACUUUAGCCAACCGAGUGGUGUGCUGUUUGUUUAUUGCGUCAGCGCAUUUACAGGAAGUCUGGGUGACAUAUUUAUGGAUGUGCAUUGUGGGCUCUGGCUGACCCAGGUGACUGCCAAUCAUCUUGCAGGUAUGGAACCUGCUCACAGUAAGUAGAACCCACACCCAACAGGUGAUGUGUUCCAGAUCAGUUUCUGCACAGGCACAAAUGGAAAGUCUGCCUUUGGCCUCAAAUAUAAAUGGCCCAAAGGAUUUAAAAAGCUGCAUUAUCGGUUUGACAGCCAGGCUGUUUGUCAUAACAGGAUCUCAAUUUCCACCUGCCCCCCCACAUGGUCUAAGGCCAGAUGAGGUUAAAAGGUUUUUUUUUUUUUUUUUUUUUUUUAAAGCACUUGGCAUGUGCAGAAUACACCUCUUCUGGAUGGUCACAUAGAGGCAUUAUGCAAACACUUUCAGGAAGCACUGGAAAAGACCAAGCAAAUUGACAUGAAUCUCAUUUUAUCCUGUUUUUGAGAACCUUUCUUAAACAUAUGCAAAUUAAAGAGGCUAAUUUUAAAGAGGCAAAAAGAUUAUGAAUAAGCAAACCAAUCAGAAACAUUUAAAAUCCAGUCUGUUCCAUCAGACAGACAAUGAUAUUGUUAUGUGUGUGUGACUCUGAGUGAGUGUGUGUGUGUCUGCGUUUAGGUACCUGCCCCCCUCCGAUCAUAUGAGGAAGGUGUUUUUAUUUACCUUUCUUUUUCCAUGCUGUGCCAUUUUCACAGCAGCUGGUACCACCUCAAUGGCUGAGCUUAUCAAUCUUUAUGAUCUAAGCUAAUGCUUGCCCUUAGGAAAGCAUUGAGAGGAUGUUGUACAUGCACAACAAAUGUGCCACUCUGCAUAUCCUCAUAGGGAUGCAUUGAAUUAAAGGGACACUAUAGUCACCAGAACAACUACAGCUUAUGGAAUUUGUUCUGGUGAGUAGAAUAAUUACCUUCAGGCCUUUUACUGUAAACACUGUCUUUUCAGAGAAAAUGCAGUGUUUACAUUACAGCCUAGUGAUAACUUCAAUGGCCACUCCUAAGAUAGCUGUUUCUUACUGGGUCAUGGCGCCAAAAAUGCAUUUAAGCAUUCAGUAUUUCCUCCCUCUGCAUGCAGACACUGAACUUUCCUCAUAGAUAUUCAUUGAUUCAAUUCAUCUCUAUGAGGAGAUGCUGAUUGGCCAGGGCUGUGUUUUAAUUGUGCUGGCUCUGCCCCUGAUCUGCCUCUUUGUCAGUCUCAGCCAAUCAUAUGGGGAAGCAUUGUGAUUGGAUCAGGCCACCACUUCUGAUGAUGUCAGAGGUCAGAAGAAGUUCACCGGCAGAAGCAGCAUUCAGACUUGUAUAGAAGUAAGAUUUUACUAUCUUUAGGGGGGCCAAGGGGAUAGAUAGUGGUUUUAACACUAUAGGGUCAGGAAUACAUGUUUGUGUUCCUGACCCAAUAGUGCUCCUUUAAUGAAUCUCUAUGAGGAACAUUCAGCGCCUACAUGCAGAGCUUGGAAACCCUGAACGCUGGUGCUGCUGUGACCCAGGACUCUGUAGUGGCCGUCUGAGUGACUGUCACUAGAGGUGUUGCUAAGCAGCAAUGUAAACACUUACGUUUUGCUGUAAAGGCAGUGAUUACACUGAAAAGCCUGCAUGAACAGCCUAUAGACACCAGAACAACUACAUCAAGCUGUACUGGUUCUUGUGACUAUAGUGUCCCUUUAAGAAUUGCAUUUUUCUCGUUGGAAAUGACUGGCUCCUAACUUUUUUAGCUGGCUCCUAGAUUCCAAACAAAUUUGUCAAGCCCUGACUAAAAGGAACAUCCCUCUUGUAUUUCCGAUGAUACAAAGGCAAAAAAAAAUAUAAAGGUAGUAAAAAUAUUUUUCACUUGCAUAAUAUUACCUGUGAGAAAAGCAUUGCCACACAAUCUCUACGACGUAUUUUUCUGUUUUACCUACGUAUACUUUUUAUAAAAAAAAAAAUAUAUUUUUAUUUUUUUAGGUAAUUAACAGAAGAUGCAUUGAAGCAGCUGUAAUGACAGGCUUGGCUUUAAACUGCACCGUAAAUAAGAAAUCCCUUUUUGACCGAAAGCACUAUUUCUAUGCAGACUUGCCUGUGAGUACUUUUUCCAAUGUUUAUCAAUAUAGCCAAUCUUCGAACUAGGUUUGGUGUAAUUAUGAGAUGCGUUACUAAUGCAUCAUGUGUUAGUGGUUUAAUUUGUAUUUUAAAGCAUGUUUAAAUAUUGUAUGCAGUAAAAAUAAGACAAACUCUGCCUAAAACAGUAGCACAUGUUACAUACGUGGCAUUGCAACAGUGACCUACCGUAUUUAUCGGCGUAUAACACGCACCGGCGUAUAACACACACCUCAUUUUAAGAAAGAAAUUUCAGGAAAAAAAAACUUAAAUUUCAAAUAAAGAACUUCUUACCCCCUUCUUACUCCCCCUCUUCUUACCCCCCUUUUACUCCCCUCCCCUCUUCUUACUUCCCCUCUUACCCUUCUUACUCCCCUCCUCUUCGCCAGCCCCUUUCUUACUCCCCUCUUCUUACCCCUUUCUUACUCCCCUCUUCUUACCCUCCUUUCUUACUCCCUCCCUCUCUUACUUCCCCACCCCCUUCUUACUCCUCUUCUUACUUCCCCUCUUACUCCUUCUUACUCCCCCUCUUCUUGCCUUUUCUUCCUCCCCUCCCUGGCUCCCUCCCUCCCCUCCCCUAGCUCCCUCCCCUAGGCUCCCUCCCCCCCCUGGCUCCCCCACCUCUAGCUUGCCCUCUUACCCCCCUGCACCCUCUUCUUACACCCCUCUUCUUACCCCCUCUUCUUACCCCCCUCUUCUUACCCCCUCUUCUUAAAUCCCCCUCUAUUUACCCCCUCCCCCCUCCUUUCUUGCCCCUCUCUUGUUCCUGUUUCUUAUUUUCCCCCCUCCCCUCUUGACAGAGCGCUCAGGCGGCUGCAGUAUUUAAAGGGCCGGCGUAUAACACGCACCCACAAUUUGCUCCCUAUUUUCAGGGAGAAAAAGUGCGUGUUAUACGCCGAUAAAUACGGUAACUGUUAUGUAAUAAACAUUAGCAGAAUUAAUUUUCCAAUGUAGAAUAACCAACUUGAAUGAAGUAUUAUUAAAUGGGGAGAAAACAUGCAUAAGCAGGGUUAAGAAGAUUUAUAUUUAAUUUAGCAAAAUCUGUACUAAAUUGAGAAUGCCAAAAAUAAUUUAACCCCUUAAGGACUGAGGCAGUCCUACAAGUUCAGAUUAAAACGUAAACAAAACCUUGAAUUUGCUCUCUAUAUAUAUUUUGAACAUACAUAUACAUAUAUGUAUGUAUGUAUGUUCAACCAUAAUUCACCUCUUUCAUAUUAAAUGCACCCACUUACUAGAUAUCAUUUUGUUCAGGAGAAACAGGGCUUUUCAUGUCACAUCAAAUAACUAUGUAAGAAACCUAAUUUAAUAUGAAUACAAUAUUUUAAAAAGUGAGAAAUUAUAUAUAUUUUUUUCAGUUCUGCACGGCAUUUUAACUGUGAAUGUCAUAAUACUGUUUCUGCAAUAUAAUUCACAUAUUUGUAUUCAGUGAUGUCUCACGAGUAAAACCAUACCCCUCAUUUACAGUUUUUGUGGUGUUUUGGAAAGUUACAGGGUCAAAUAUAGCACGUUACAUUUUUCAGUUUAUACACAUUAAAAAUGUGUUGUCCUGGUUAUGUUGCCUUUGAGACCGUAUGGUAUCCCAGGAAUGAAAAUUACCCCCAUGAUAGCAUACAUUUGCAAAAGUAGACAACACAAAGUAUCACAAAUGGGGUAUGUCCAGUCUUUUUUAGUAGCCACUCCAAAAUUAGAGUUUUGGUCAGUGCUUGUGAAAAUAUAAAUAUAAAUAUAUAUACCCCCUAUAUUGUACAUGGCCCAGGACGGCCGGAUUAGCUGCAGGGGGACUGCCUGGGAUGUUGUUGUAUUGGUGCCUGGAUUUCCUCCUUAAGGAAAACAAUAUUUGCAAUUUUAUAAAUAACCCUUCUACUUCCAUUUGUAAGUGUGUUUGAGCAGGGCUCUUGUAUCUCUUGAUAUUAUUUUGUUUAUUUGAUGUUGUUUUUGCCCACUGUAUAAUUAAAAAAAAAUUCAGAAUAGAAAUGCACUAUAAAAUAUUUACUAAUAAUAAUUUUAUUCUCUCAUUGCCUAGAAUAUGUGCAGUUAUAGAGAGGUUAUAGAGAGGUAGAAGUAUGACCUGUCCAAUAUUGGCUUUUGAACAAACAUUUGAAGGAUUGUAAUAUUUGGCAUUGAAUAUACUUUGAUGCAAACACUUUGCAUGUUUGUCUUAAUCACUAAUCUUAGAUUGUAAAGAUAAAGUGAACCCUGUGGAAUAAACUACAAAGAGUGGACCCUGUGGAGCGCAAAAAUUUUUUUUUUUCCAAAUAAGCAUUUACCCUCCUAAAUAUAAGGGAUGAGGUAUAUUGGAACAAGGGUAUCUAAAAGAGAAAACUUGGCAAAACAAUGGUGUAGAAUGUCAACACUAACAAAGUGACAUGUGCAUAUAUAUGGACUACACUCACAUGAUGUAGAUCCCUAAAAGGAUAGGCUCAAAUUUAAUUUGCAGGGGUAUAUUGGGUAAUACCAGGACCUGUUCCAAAUCUUGAUUCACAGGUUCUUAAACAAAAGAGAAAGUGUGGUACAUAUAUAUGUCACUUUGUCAGUGUUGACAUACUACAUUGUUUUGCCACUUUUUCUCUUUUAGAUACCCUUGUUCCACUAUACCUCCUUCUGUAUUUAGGAGGGUAAACACUUAUUUGGAAAUACAUUAUUUUAGCGCUCCACUAGGUCCACUCUUUGUAGUUUAUUCCACUGGGCUUACGUGUUGAGCUGGUGUGUGUGUGUGUGUGUGUGUGUGUGUGUGUAUAUGUAUGUAUGUAUGUGUGUAUAUGUGUGUAUAUAUAUAUAUGUAUAUAUAUGUAUAUAUAUGUGUAUAUAUAUAUAUAUAUAUGUAUGUGUAUAUAUAUAUAUAUAUAUAUAUAUAUAUAUUUUGUGUAUCAUUAAAUGCCUUUUUAUACCUUACGAAUUGUGUAAAUGUAAUAGUAAAGUGUAUUAUAGAAACUGUAAUGCUAUUUGAAAUGUAGAUUUAGAUAGACAAAAUCUGUGUGUUUAAUAUUUCUUUUUAGUUUCAUGCACUUUACCUGAAUGUCUGUGUUCUCAAAAUAGACAGGUUCCGUUUUCUAACAUAACCCUGGUCUGUUCAUUUUAAUUUGAUACUGUUUAAAACGGCCACUAUUCUUACUAGGAACGAAUCAAGUUUCCAAAAAGUGCCUUUAUGGGAAAAAAAAAGGAAAAUAGGUAAGUAUUCUAAUUAGUGUUUUUAAAUUGAACCAGAAAUCUUUGUGACACUAUCAAAUUAAAAUGAACAGACCAGGGUUAUGUUAGAAAACGGAACCUGUCUAUUUUGAGAACACAGACAUUCAGGUAAAGUGCAUGAAACUAAAAAGAAAUAUUAAACACACAGAUUUUGUCUAUCUAAAUCUACAUUUCAAAUAGCAUUACAGUUUCUAUAAUACACUUUACUAUUACAUUUACACAAUUCGUAAGGUAUAAAAAGGCAUUUAAUGAGGUAGGCAGCUAUAUAUCGUUGGGUGUCGUGUCCAAGGACACUUACUGGUAAGGUGGUCUGUGUAGGAUUUAAGUCUGGUCUAAGGCAGUUCAACUUCUCUAUCCAGCCAAUAAAUAAAGUAAUCUAAAGUUUGUCAAUUUCUGCAUAUUGCAUGAUCACUGUAGAUUAGUCACAUUAUUAUUUAAUUUGAUGGUUCCUUGUAUAAGAGCCAUCUUAUUAAUGAGAACAAACGCAAUCUAAACAAAUUACUAAGGUCAUUGUUAGUGCUAUUUUUCUUUCCCCUGGGGAUCCUAAUGGCUGUAGUCCCAUUCGGCACAUCACUUCUACAGGCCUAGUGAACUGACUCCCAACACAAUACCUCUGCAAGGACCAAAUCAAUUUCAGGUUUUUUGUUAUUACUUAUAAGAUUAUAUAGGUAUCUGAUCAUGUCACAGAAUUAUCACAGAACCAGCAGUUGUUUUUGACAGCUGUCAAAUGUUACUCCUAGUCUCAAGAAAUGGUUUGUUGAUAGUUCAUUGCCUAAAUUUGGCAAAAUUACAAAUAAGUAGCUUGCCAAACCACAACUCUCUGACCUUUUUGCUAAAGUAUUAAUAUUCUAAAGGAAACAUAUGUUAAAAUCAGAUUUAGACAAAAGGUUAUAAAUGUUUUAUAUGUAUAAUAUCUAUCUUAUAUGGAUAAUAUUUUUUAAAGGACCACUUCACACCCCAAAAGCACUGCAGCUUGUGUAAGUGCUUUAUUGGUGAGGAGUAUCCUAGUUUAACCCCCCAUGUUUCUAAAAGUGUUGAUUUCUAUCAUAAAUCUAUGUUUUUAUAAAUUAACUAUGGAACAUACCACCCACCCCCCAGCUGUCAAACAGCCAGAGAGAUUUGUAGCCUCCUCCCAGGAGCUAACGGAAGUGGCAGUCAUGCUUUUUAUGAGUGUGCCUGCCUCCUCCUACACAGACCAACCAGCUUCUCCAGACCUCAGCUCCAGGUAUGCGCGAAUUCAAAUUCAGAGGCUGUGAAAAUCUUCUGGGUAAAAUGGCUUGCUAAGGCUUCGUUUCAUGAUCUGCAGCCUUUGCAAGAUCUUUUAAGAUAUAUCCCCAAAAAAUAAAAGCAUAAAAAAUUGGGCUGUGGAGUGUUUCACAAAAUGGCAUAUUGAUUAUAGGAUUCUAUCCUAUCAGUCAUGUAGUUAGCAUUACAGUCCCAUUAAUAAGAACAUUGAUUGCUGCAUGCUCUGUGUGAACAAAACAAUUUGGCUUUGGUACAAGGGAAUUUGUAAAACAAAGCUUAAUAUGGGCUAUAAUUUUACACUAGAUUAGAAAAGUCAUAUGUCUCAAAGAACAAUUAUGGAGUCCACUGGGUGGAUGUGCACACUGUCCUGGAAGUAUAGGAAGUGUUAGGGGCGAUGUUUAGUAGAUGAAGCCCACGAUGCAGAAAAGGCUGUAAGUACAAAAUCAGCUUUGCAGUACAAUAGUCAGACGAAGAAUAGUAAGGAAAGCCAAAAUGUUAGCACAGGUGGCACAGGAUUGUAGUCGGAAAACUGGCAAAGAUCAAAUUCCAGGAAAACAACAGGAGUAGUGCAGUUUUAAAUAGGAAAAAGAGGUAUGCCCACUUAAUCUCAGCCUCCUUAAUCUCAAUUCCACCUUCUGUCACUUCAAGCGUUGCUUUGGCAUGUGUGCCUCAUAGGGCCCUCGCUCUGCCUCUCUGUCAUGUGGGAGUGGAGAGGGCUGACUCUAAUCUACGCUGCCACUUCUGUGAUGCGGCACCGCUUGUCCCUGGAGGACUGCGGGCAGUCAGCGGUGGUGCUGGAGGACGCGCUCCAACAUGGCACCUCCAUGCAGAGAGUAAGACGCAGCGUGGGAGCACAAUGUAAGGUGACUGUGAUAGGAUCAGUCUUAAUGCUUGUAUGUCUUUUAAUCUAUACAUUUGCUAGAUUUUGUUAGUCGACACAAUGUAUUGAUUUGACGUAUGCAACAUAAAAGUGAACUUGUUAACAAUAAAAGGAACAAGGUAGGUGUGAAAUGUAUCUCUCUCUCAUUAAUAUAAAUAUAUUAUAUAUCAUUUUUUAAUACAUAUUUUUAUGCAUUUUAAUUUCUUGAAUCUUAAAAUUGUAUAGUUCAUUAUACAAAUGUACCUUCUGCACUAAUAAAGAUCUUCCAUCAAUUGCCUCUUGUACUCUGUUUAUUUCCGGAUUGGCCACUGCAUUGCUCUUUCUCAUUAAGCAACACGAAGGACUAAUUGCACAUACAUAAGCAUCCUCUGGUUUUAAAUGACUUGAUGUAUAUUAUAUGGUGGCUAAUACCAAAUACAUUUAAGAUAACAAUGUAGGGCUUAUUCAUGAAAGUUAACUGUGAACCAAAUUGCAAAAUUUAGGCCAAAAUAGCUGUUUUUGGGAAAAAAAACAAAAACCUGUUGUGCUGAUUUUCUAGCUUGGCUGUUUUGACUUAAAUUUUGCAAUUCAGAUUUUAGUUCAAUGAAAUUUGCUGUUCAAUUAGCAAAAUAUUAUAAAUAGAUUACAUGUGGCUUUUAGAAGAGACACUCCAUGCUAGAAAUCACACCAGUUUUAUUGCAUUAUGAAGAUAAAAUUAAUAUGUGAAAAUCAAAUGUAAAAUAAUCUAUUUACCCUCUGCAAACUCUCAGGAAAACAGCAACAUCAAUGAGCCCUUUUGAGGAAGAGGCUUCACCAAUCAAGAGUGUCUCAUUCUCUAACAGUAAAUUAAGUUACUGUCAUUAACUAGAUUGAGACAAUACGUCCUUGCAUAUUGGGGGUCUGCGACUUUGUCUCUUUCAGUCAAUCACAAAUGUGUAGGUUUUUUUUUUAUAGUGCUAUAAAAUGUACUGUUGCAUAAAUACAGGUGAUACUCAAAAAAUUAGAAUAUCGUGCAAAAGUUCAUUUAUUUCAGUAAUACAACGUAAAAGGGGAAACUAUUGAGAUAGAUGCAUUACAUGCAAAGCAAGAUAGUUCAAGCCAUGAUUUGUCAUAAGUGUGAUGAUUAUGGCUUACAGCUCAUGAAAACCCCAAAUCCACAAUCUCAGUAAAUAUUCUAGGCUCACAGUGCCCCACUCUAAUCCGCUAAGUAAGCCAUAACACGUGCAUUUCUGAGCCUUUAAAUGGUCUCUGUCUGGUUCAGUAGGAAUCACAAUCAUGGGGAAGACUGCUGACCUGACAGUUGUGUAGAAAAUUACCAUUGACACCCUCCAUAAGGAGGGAAAGCCUCAAAAGGUAAUUGCGAAGGAAGUUGGAUGUUCCCAAAGUGCUGUAUCAAAGCACAUUAAUAGAAAGUUAUGUGGAAGGUAAGUGUGGAAAAAAGGUGCACAAGCAGCAGGGAUGACCGCAGCCUGGAGAAGAUUGUCAGGAAAAGGCCUUUCAAAAGUGUUGGGGACUUUUGCAAGGCGUGGACUGAGGAUGGGUUCAGUGCAUCAAGAGCCACCACACACAGACGGAUCCUGGACAUGGGCUUCAGAUGUCAUAUUCCUCUUGUCAAGCCGCUCCUGAACAACAAACUACGUCAGAAGUGUCUUACCCGGGCUAAAGAAAAACAGACCUGGUCUGUUGCUCAGUGGUCCAAAAUCCUCUGUUUUUUUACAACAGUGAGCACUGUUUAGAAGACAUGCCUCUACUCGCAGCAUUUCAAUCUCUUAUGUUAUUAUGGGGGUCAUAUUGACCCCCAUGGAGUGAGGGUGGACAUGAGGGGCUUAGGAAGUGGCAGGGAGCACUACUCCCUGCCGCUUCUAUUUUUAUAUUUUAAAUGGAGGGAGCUGCGAGCCGGUAGCUCCCUCCUUGUAAUAAACGGAACAAAUGAACAUCGAUAUUCGGUGUUUGUUUGUAUGUUCAUCUGACUUUUCUGUUCAUUCAUUCGUCUUUCUGACAAAUAAUGAAUAGUCGAAAUUCCCGUCCGAAUGCCGAACUUGGCAUGCGCGGGAAUUGUGUUGGCAGACGACUUGUCCCACAGGGACUUAAUCUACCCACACAAAGAUGGCGGCGCCCAGGACCUAGGGCAGAAAAUAACAUUUUAAAAACUAGCUAAAUGCUUAGGGGCAUUUGGGGGUGACUAGGAGGACAAUUAGAUGUAGUGGAGUUGGGAGGGGGGGGUAAAAAAAAUUAUCGGGAUUCUGCCAAUUUAAAGGAUCUGCUGCUAAUAUCUUGGUGCCGGAUACCACAAGACACGUUCAGUAGUCUUGUAGAAAAUCCAUGCCUUGACCAUCAGAGCCGUUUUGUCAAAAAAAAAAAAAAAUAUUGCCUCUUAGUUUUCCUUUCGGUUCGUAGGUUCUAUAAGAAAUUGUCAAGAACUGAUUUGUAGUCUUCAUGCAUUAAAAACCAAAAAACUUUCAUAAUGCUAAACUGUUGAGUCAAUAUACAAGAAGGCAGAUGGGUGAAACUAUAAAAUAAGCAAAGCAGUAAAAUUCCAUAGUGCAUAUAAGUGUGUAAUUUCUCAAAUAAUUAAAAAUAAUUACUGUAAUUUUUUGCACUAACAAAUGUAUUUCACAGCACUUCUGAUGUGGUAUUUCUGUGCUCAGAAUGGAACUAGUUAAUUUCAGAAGCAUUUAAGACACCAGCCAGGGUAAACUAAUUUUACUUUUGGAAGCUAUGCAUUUUAUAUAUUGUUAGAGACUAAUUUAAUGCACUGCCUGAUAGCCAGUUUAAAUGAUAUAUGUAUUCCUAAACAAUUACAAUCAUAAUUGCAUAUCUGGUAGUUUUAGUCCAUUCACACAAAAGGUAUCAAUGUUUUUCAGAUGAAACUGCCUGUUAAUUUUCUCAAUGACUCUUGUUCAUAAUGGAAUAGAAAAUCAGAAGAAGAAAAACAGCACUUAAAUUUAAUGCUUUAGACUAUAAUCUGUGUAUAAGUUUAAGGUAAAUACUUCCACUGAUCACUGAAUAUAUUGGAAAACAUGUUAAGGCACGUCUCUCUUCUCCUGUUGUUGACCCAGGUAACCACUGAAAAGUAAAUCUAGUGGACAGCUUAAAGUGACUACUUCACAUUUUAUUUCCAAUUUUUCUGCAUAGUAUUUCUGAGAAAUACUAUUAAUGCAUUUCUCUAAUGUGCUUAUAUAUUAUGCAGUAAACCUUUAAUAUGAACAGUUAGUGAUAUGUCUUACUAUAGAAUUUCAGCAUUCAGUUAAAUGCAAUACAUAAAAGCCUUUUUAAAUCUAGUGAUUCUGUCUCCAAUUUAGAAAACAAGCACAUGUAGCAUUUUUAUACUCUAGUAAGAAGUGAGGAACUUAUCAGGGUAAUGAUUGUGUAUUUGCAAACGGAACAAAAUAAUGUGUAAAGACAAAAUGUAAUUGUGGGGAAGAAAGCUGUCCAUGGGAAUAUAAAUAAUACAGAUUUCUUAACUCUGAUAGAAGUUUGAUAUCAUUAAAACCAAUGUUUCUAAAAUGUCCACUCCCAAGAAACUCUAAAAUUCACCUUUCUAUAGAUUUUUCUGUCAGCUUUGUUGAAUCUAGAAAAUUAUCUGAAUGAAUAUUUAAUCCCAGAUUUCACAAGCAGGAGAGAUGAAAGUAAAUCCCUCAAAAUAUACUAAUAUUCAUAAAAAAAUAAAAAUAAAAAAAGAAAGAUUCAAGUCCAUUUAGUUCAACCUAUAAUGCAUAUUUUUAUACUGUUGAUCCAAAAGAAGGGGAAAAAUCCAGUUUGACAAGAUGGCCAAUUGUUCCACAAGAUAGGGAAAAUUCCUUUCUUACUUCAUGGAUAUCAGAGAGAUCAAGUUCUCCUUGGUUCAACAAAUUUUGUGUUCCAAAAUCACAAAUCAUUAAUAAAUGCAGCAACAUAUACAUUAGGUUCCACAAAUCACAUAUCUCUAAUAAACAUGUAAAUGCAGUGGCAUCAGUUUUAUCCUUUUGAACUUUCUGAUAUAUUUGUAUUACUCUUUUUAUAUAUACAGAUAUAUAUUUUUUUUAUAUUCAUUUUUAAAUAUCCAUUUGUUUAUUAUUUAUUUUAUAUUCUCUGCCAUAUCUAUUGUAUUUUUUAAUUUCAUCUUUAUUUUUACUUCCAUAUUGUAUUUAUUCAUUUUUUUUUUUUUUAAGUAUCCUAAUUUUUUCUUGCACUCUAUUAUGUAUUCUUUAUAAUAAGAGUAUUUCUGAAAUAUCUCUUUCCUCACCAAAUAUCUUUAGAGCGGUUGUAAGAAAUCUGAUGGCGCUAUAUAAAUAAUAAAAUAAUAAGAAGAAACAGAUACAAAGUAUCAACCAGUCUGUGAAGUGCAUAUAAUUACAAUUGGAAAUGUGCCAAAACAAAUAUGGUGUUAAAAUUUGUAUAGUGCAUUAUUGCUUUUUUCCCCCCUAAUUUUUUGAAUAUAAUAUGUUUAGGACGAUGAUAAACAUUUAUUUGCAUAACCCAUUGUGUUCAAUAUGCAUAUUAAGGACUAUACAUCAAUCACAAGAUAUUCCACAGGCGGAAUCUACAAUCAGAGGCUGGAUCUAUAAAAAAAAAUCUGUUCCAUAUUCACUAUCAUUCCCUGAGGAAAUGAGCGCAAGACUCACAAAACGCGUAGGAUUUAGUGAAUAUCGAUAAGUAUCUAUGAGUUGUGUACCCUGGGAGCCCACGGUAUUUACACUCUGGCACUUUUGGCAUGCCUCACCGGAGAGACGCAAAGGUGGAGGAAGGUUUUCCUCAGAGCUCAUGGACCCGAUAUAUCUCAUGCUUACCAUCUGUUCACCAACUUGGAUCACAAGAUUAAAAUCAACAUGCUUAUUAUUAUUAUUAUUGCCAUUUAUAUAGCGCCAACAGAUUCAGUAGCGCUUAUGACAUCUCUACCCCAAUAGACCGGCAGACCUACUCGGGAACAAGCCCGAACUAUCCAGCUCAGAUUUGACUUUGAUUUUAUUUUUUUUCUCUCUUUUGGGAGUUAGUGUGCACACUUGGGAUUGAGAACUUCAGUGUGAAUAUCCCUUUCUCUCCCUUUUUAUAGCGUAUACUCAACAGUUUUUAUUGUAAGUCUUUACAUUAAUGUUCAGGUCUUAUUUUAUGUUUUAUGUCAUUUAAAAGUAUUGGAGAUAUGUAUACAUUUCUAUAUAUUGUGUAUAUAUGUUUUCCUUUUGCUCUCUUUUUAAAUGUAUACUGAUUUAUCCUUGGCUCAACAACCUGUUCCAAUGCAGACUAUUUAUAUUCUUGGGGGGAAAAAAGAGUGAGAGGGGGUGUAAGCACCACAUAUAUUAAGUCUCUCCCAUAGGAGACCGUUCUCAUAGGUAUUUUGAAGACGUUGGGCAUCCUUAUUCAGUGCGUGAGGACGUCCAGCAUUGUUUCAUUGAGUUGAACUUCAUGUAAACCAAGGAAGUGUUCCUAGUGGCUGUCUGAAAGACAACCACUAGAGGCAGUCUUAACACUUUAAUGUAAACAUUGCAGGUUUUCUAAAACUGCACUGCUAAACAUUGUAAGUUUAACAGAACAGGGACACUGCACCCGGACCACUUCAAUGAGAUGAAGUGCCUAUAGUGUCCCUUCAACAGAGACUGAAAUACAUGCAUACAUCUUGGCUAAAUGUUUUUUUUUUGCCAUAUUGAUAAUUAGUACCAUAUCAAAGCUAAUAUUUUAUUUCUUAUCUUGCAUCCCGAAUCUCUUCCCAGAAGAAGAAAAAAGAAAGCAAAUUAUUGUAAGAAAUUCCUCCAGUUAUCAGAUUAAUUGGUAAAUUGAUGACUGUAAUUAUAUACUUUGAAAUAAAUAAUACAUGCCACCAACAUAUUUUGCAGGCUGGUUAUCAAAUUACACAGCAGAGGCUUCCAAUUGCUGUUAAUGGAAAUUUGACAUAUCGUCAUCAAGUGGGAACAAAAUGGAAUGAGAUGGUUACAAAAUGUGUCAGAAUCAAACAAGUCCAGUUGGAACAGGAUAGUGGAAAGAGUCUACACGAUGAUUUAAGGCGUCAGACCCUCAUUGAUUUGAACAGAGCAGGUUAGUAGCAGUUAUGUUUGUUUGCAUAUUGCAAUAUGUAAAAAUGAGCUUAAAGUGGCAUUGUCACACCAAACUUACCUUUCUCCUAUUGUUUUCUCUUCCUCUCUCAGAAUCUGUUCUUCUUUUCUUUAUUUUUGAUCUUGUUUUAUUUAAAACAAAAGACAAAGUAGGGACUACCUUGUUUUAUGUAUUUUUCCUAGGCUUGACUUUCUUUGACCCAAGGAGGAGCUUAAGUCAGAGAGUAGAAAAAAUGCAUAACGUAGUAGUCCCUAUUUUAAAGGGCCGCUUUAACCACUUAAAGUUGGAUCUUUCCAUUGCGUCCUGAAAAUAGUUGGCAUUAAAGCCCUUAAGACAGCAUGGAUUGUCUUGCUAUGAUUUAUUUAUUUAUUUAUUUUGAGCAGCCUCCCAGCCCUACCCGGCAGACAAGCUGGUUGGUGAAGACUGGGCUUUCCUUGCACUUUGACAGGGUUGGCAAAAUGCCGCCCGUGUCAAAGUGCUGCCUGGAGCCAUGGCCCCACUGGCCCUGACAGAUACAGAAAAACACUGCCACACAUGCAUAUACACAGUAAGUUAAUUUGUGAUGUGGGGAUGCAGUGUGUCUGUGUGCGCGCGUGCUGGGGAUGUAGUGUGUCUGUGUGCGCGCGUGCUGGGGAUGUAGUGUGUCUGUGUGCGCGCGUGCUGGGGAUGUAGUGUGUCUGUGUGCGCGCGUGCUGGGGAUGUAGUGUGUCUGUGUGCGCGCGCGCUGGGGAUGUAGUGUGUCUGUGUGCGCGCAUGCUGGGGAUGCAGUGUGUCUGUGUGCGCGCGCGCUGGGGAUGCAGUGUGUCUGUGUGUGUGCGUGAGCUGGGGCUGUAGUGUGCGCGCGCUGGGGAUGUAAUGCGUCUGUGUGUGUGUGGUGUGUGAGCUGGGAUUGGAAUUCCUAUGACCAGCACACUGUGUGCAUUGAAGCUUAUAAUUACUUACCCUUUCUGUAUCUGCGGUGAAGUGGAGCUUGAAUUGACUCCUUGCGACUCCACUACGCUGUCUUCACCAUUGCUGGUUCUGUCUGACUCCUGCAUGUCCCGCCGCCUGUGCUGACUAUGUGGCCGUUACAGCACACAUAGCGAGACACAAAGGGGAAUUCUGACGCUCCUGGGGGCCAGCCCAAAGUAACAGCCCUCCUUGUAAAUUGCUGUAAGUAAAGUUCCUAUUGAAGUUCUGGCAUUCACGGCUAGUAAUCUCAGGGUGCCAAAACUUCAAUGGGAGACAUGUCAAAUCCCUGAGGAUCCGACAAGCCCCAGAUCAGCCCAGCCUCCCUCUCCAAAUUCCUAUGAUUUUUAAUUUAUUUUUUUAGAGUGGCCUCCCAGCCCUUCCCGGCGGACAAGCUAAUUGGUGACAGGGUUGGCAAAAUGCAGCCACUGUCAAAGUUCCGCCUGACACUGGCCCUGACAGUUACACAGAUACAAACACUGCCACACAUGAAGAUACACACACACAUACAUACACAGAAAUAUAGAUGCGCACAUACUGACCCACACAAACAGAUGCACAUACUGACCCACACAAACAGAUGCACAUACUGACCCACACAAACAGAUGCACAUACUGACUCUCACAAACAGAUGCACAUACUGACUCUCACAAACAGAUGCACACAGAUACAGACAUACAAAUACACACACUGUCAAAUGCACACAUACAGACAUACACACACACACACACACAAACAGAUACAUAGACUGACCCACACACAGAUGUUGGGAAUUGUGGGCUAUCUUCUCUUUCAGUCCGCCCUGCACCCCUUUGCGAGCCACUCCAGCGUGGCUUGGUAUGUAACAGCUGGGAGGAAGUAUGUGUCUCACUCUCACUUCCUCCCAGCACUCUGGUCAGGUUAGAAAGGGCAUGCUCGCGCUAUUAAAUCGUUGCAGCACAUGUCCAUCAGGUGACCCUGAGUGUAUGGGCCACUCGAUGGACCCACUCACCUUGCAGUCCCCAGCAAGCGUGGGGCGGUUGCACAGACGCCAUUGCCAGGUUUAUGAGUACCACAGGUUGACAACCCCUGUUACCAAAUAUUAAAAUAAAGUAAAUUCUGUCCCAUGGGACGAAAUGCUUUGAUAAGAAAGCUCAGGAAACAACAAUUCUAGUACUGACCAGAUCCGGUUUUUGUAUGUACUACAAUCAAACACAGCUUGCCGGUGUCAGUCUGUUAAACUCUCAUCAUCCGCAAUUAACAGAGUAGCCUUUAUACGUGAACGUUAUACGCACUUUACCUAAGGCAAAUACUAGCAGGCAGCUUACUUGGUUACAACUAUGCCAUUACUCAGCCAAGGUCCCAGCAGUUUGAUCUGGCAUGGAUCCAUGGACUCUCAGCUCGGUGAUUUAUGCAUCUAAUUCCUGCCUACAAUAUUCUACUGUCAUUGCUUGUAUAUUUUUUUUUUUUUAUCACACUUGAUACAAUGCAUGUACAAUGAUCUUUAAGGAAGUUUUUAGUGUUUUUGCCAAUGAUAUACGGCAGGUUGCUUCCACACUGUCAUUCUCUGACGUUCUGCCUGUGCAUAACACUCAGAACGACAGGCGGAUGCGUAUUAGGGACUUUAAAGGACCACUCUAGGCACCCAGACCACUUCAGCUUAAUGAAGUGGUCUGGGUGCCAGGUCCAGCUAGGGUUAACCCAUUUUUUCAUAAACAUAGCAGUUUCAGAGAAACUGCUAUGUUUAUGAAUAGGUUAAGCCUUCCCCUAUUUCCUCUAGCGGCUGUCUCAUUGACAGCCACUAGAGGCGCUUGCGUGCUUCUCACUGUGAUUUUCACAGUGAGAGCACGCCAGCGUCCAUAGGAAAGCAUUGUGAAUGCUUUCCUAUGCGACCGGCUGGAUGCGCGCGCAGCUCUUGCCGCACGUGCGCAUUCAGCAGACGGGGAGGAGAAGAGGAGGAGAGCUCCCCGCCCAGCGCUGGAAAAAGGUAAGUUUUAACCCCUUUCCUCUUUCCAGAGCCGGGCGGGGGCACCCUCAGGACACUAUAGUGCCAGGAAAACGAGUAUGUUUUCCUGGCACUAUAGUGGUCCUUUAACUGCAGUGGUUUGCUUGAACUGUUUUAUAUAAAUUUUAAAGGUACACUCUAGGCAUCAAAACAGCUUAAUCUUACCAGUGGCACGCUUACCUCAAGGGCUUAAUCUGACCCCGAUUGCAUCCGGCUUCUGAAUUUUCAGAUGCAGGAAAUGCAGACCGGUGCCGCUGGUUGGUUGAGAGCGGCCAAUUGACGCUCUCAGCCAAUCAGUGACUCCCUAGCAACUAAACUGGCUUGGAAAAGGUAAGUUUCUUUCAAAGCCAGUUUAGUGAGUGGGGAAUUACUGAUUGAUUGAGAACGUCAUCUGACCACUUUCAGCCAGUCAGCAGCGCCCCUGCCGGCAGCACUCCGCGCUAAAAAUUCAGAAGCCGGAUGCCGCCUGCAGGGCAGUGAACAUCACCGCUGGAGGCAACUUUGAGGUAAGAGUGCAUCUAGGAGCCUCCUGGCACCAUGACAACUUCAUGAAGUUGUUUUCGUGCCUGGAGUGUCCCCUUUAAGUAUCUCUUAUAAGUGAUACCUAAUUAAGUAUUCAUUUAUGCCCAGAUAUAUAUUUCAUUAGUGGGAAUUUUCCACUUUUUUAUGUCAUUUUUUUUAAUUGAUAAAUUGUGAUAUUUAUGUAAUUGUAACACUACCUGUACUUUUGUUUAUAUUUUGAUUCACAGUUUAAUCAUCAUUUAUUGCAGCAGGUUGUUUUUUAUGCGUAGCGGCAGAUUUUUAUCCACAAUUUUUUAUCUUUAUUUUGUUUUUUUGAUUUUCGGUUUGUUUGUUUUUUUCACGUUAAAAUAUUCUUUCUUACUGUUGUCAUGUUAGUGAGCUGAUGAAUUUGUUCAGAACUGUCCAUCUGUAGCAGUUUUACAUGUAGCACCUUGUCCUGUACUGUUAAAACAUUCUUUCUGGCAUCACAUAACUGAGGUUUAUUCACCGAUCCAAUAAUUGUGGAAAACCACCAGAUUACAGUAAAUCUCAUAAUUAAUGCAGUUUCUAAAAUCUGUUUUUCAGUAGAUGUCUGCAUUAAAAUUGAAAUUCCCAUCUGGCAAUUAAUUAAAACUAAUAGAUCGUUUUAGAUAGAAUUAUGCAUUUAAUUUUGGUAAGACGUAGAAUAAAUUAGAUGUUCAUAAGCUGCUAGUGAAUAUAAAAAUCUGUGUUGUAAAUCACUAAUUUUGAUGACAAUCAUCAAAUUAAUGAAAGCAGAAUUGUAGCCCACUCCUGGCAAUUUGGUAGAAAGCACAGAAGUUAGGGGCAUAGUAGGGAAGCAGAAUUAUCCAGCAAAGAGCACCAGUGAUAACAAGGAGAUGGCAGACUUCAAAGGUUCCAUAAGAAUAUUCGUCAAGAUCCCAGUAUGGAGAGGAGCACGACAAAAUACAAAGGACAGCAUAAAAAACAACAACAUAUCAACAAAGUGAAGUAUAAGGCACAAGAGAUGUGGAAUGCAUACAUUUUGAGCGGAAAAAGGCACCAGUGUAGUGGAGGGUCAAAAAAAGCACAAGGAUUAGAAGAGGAUAAAUAAUAUCCAGCAGUGGGCUCCCUAUUUUGAUCUGCCUCUAGAACCAGCUCCUGUUUAAGUACUUCUGUGCUGACAUUGUUACAUAUAGUUUGGUAUAUGAGAUGGCUUCUUUUUUGGUGCCCUUGUUCGCUGUGAUGUUAAAAUCUAGCUAAAGCUCUGCCAGACAGAAGAAUUAGUGAGGGUAUGGUGCUUGAAAGCGAUAAUCUGAAGUAACUUGGCAUAUGCCCGUACAGAAUGUAUGUGUGGUCCAGUGAGCAGCUGCAUGCAUGCUCCAUAGGCUACACGACAGAGCAGUAUCUGUCCAAAGUCAGGUUUUUUUUUUUUUUUGGUUUUUUUUUUUUCUUCAAUUUUCUUUGAGGUAAAUUUCAUACCAUCCUUCUCUGGUUCAUCUUUCUGUCACCUUUAUACUGUAGCAUAGAGGAAAAUGACAGGAGUGUACUGACCACAAGCUGAUCCUAGAGAGAGAUGUAAGAUGUCUUAACACACUGCCGUUUCUCUGACAAUUUUAACGUCAAAAGUGUUACUGGAAAUUGAAAAACAAAAGCGAUGCAGCGAGAGCACUGUAAAAUACUUUUAAUUAUUGUUAUUAUUACUUAGGAUGCUGUCAGAAAAAGCGUGUUUUAACCUUGUCCUACAUUGCACUCUAGAAUUGCAUGUCUUUUUAUGUCAGAACUGACACGAUGAGGAUUUUUAUGGUGCAUAGGGUUAUAUGAAUUUGAUAUCUAUUCUUUUAUCUUUUAUUUUUGUUGCUCUAACUUUACUAAAUCACAUUGAAAGCACACAAGCAACAUGUUUAAGAGUAUCUAUUUGUAACAUUUUUUUUAUGUUAUGGCUACAACUGUGAUUUUGUUUCCUUAAUAAAGAAAUAUUAAACAAUACCAAAAUAACACUUUUUUGUAAAUUUGCACUUCUCUUUUAUGGUUUUUGGUAACCUUUUAUUUCUUGAUAGGAGUUGGUCUCAUGGAGAUUGUCAUGGAGCCAGACAUGAGCUGUGGGGAAGAGGCUGCUGCAGCAGUGAGGGAACUACAACUUAUCUUGCAGGCACUUGGAACAAGCCUUGCAAACAUGGCAGGUAAAAAGCUCAAUCAAUAAUUCGUAGAUUAAAGGAAAAUGUAUAUAGUGUAUUUCUUUAGUUGAAUGGCUUACCUGACUAAUUAUUUCUAAUUUAAUUGUGUUCCUCCCCUAAAAUUCGUUUUGCAAGCAUCCAAUAGCCACUUUACAUUUUAGCGCAUUAGUGUCUAAGGUUCCUCAGCUCUAUUUGUUGUCAUGUUGAACAAUUUGAGUCUUUCUUUUUUAACCCACUUCUGCAUAGGAAAUUCAAUAUAUUGCAUAUUUAAAUGUCAUUGAUAGGCUUAGGGCAUCUGCCACUCAGUCAAUUAGUGAUAUCCGGAUAUGAAUGAAAUUGUAAGAAAUUACAUUUUGAAUUAGCUGUAUGGAGAGCAGGUUUAGGGCCACUGGAUUUGUUAAAACCAAAUGAAAGUGAGGACCCAGAUGCGGGGAGCUGCACCCACAACCUAAUAGCACCGUGGCCACUACAUUCUGAUGUUGUGGAUAUGCUGCUUAGCUUGAUCCUUCAAUAUUACGCUUUACAUAGCCUUUUAAGCAGAGCUCUUCUUCAACACAAAGCACGGUUUGAAACAGUUGAAAGUGUUUUUGUUUACAUGGCAAUGGUAGAGAUACACUUUAAAAUGUUUUUUACAUAGUGCUUAGAGCUUUGUACAUAAUAAAGUGGCUUUGUCGGUAAAGCGUGAAGUGCUCAUUACUGAGAAAAUAAGUAUCUGCAAAUUCAGAUAAUAUUUCUAUUAAUGCUUAAAAAAUUACAGAGAUGUAAGUUCUAAAUUCUCAACACAAAACUGCAGAAAAUGAACUCCCAUCAUGUCAAAAGAACAUUUUCCUUAUCUGCACCACAUUAUUCAUCCAGUGGCUUGCUUAAAAAGAUCAUUCUCAAAAUGAAAAACACAAAGCGUAGUUAUAGAAUAAACGUGAGUUGUAAAAGUGUUUUGCUUCUUGUUGGGUUUUGAAAUCUUAAAAUGAUAUUCAAAGGCAGUUUACUUGUGGAUGAAUUGUUUUCAAAUUAAAGUCUUAAGCUCACCUGUUUAAAGGACCACUAUAGGCACCCAGAUCACUUCAGCUCAAUGAAGUGGUCUGAGUGCCUGGUCCCUCUAGAAACUGCUAUGGUUACACUGCAGAUUUAAUCCAACCUCUAGUGGCUGUCUCACUGACAGCCACUAGAGGCCGCUUCUGUGAUUCUCACUGUGAAAAUCACAGUGAGAAGACGCUGACGUCCAUAGGAAAGCAUUGAGUAGUGCUUUCCUAUGGGUGUUUUUAAUGUACGCGCGGCUCUGGCUGCGCAUGCGCAAUUCGGCUCCACUUUGGGGAUGACGUCGGAGGGGGAGGAGAGGCGCUGAGGGAGCCUGGCGCUGGAUAAAGGUUUUAACCCCUUCAGCCCAGCAGGGGGGGGGACGGACGUAAGGACUACAUAGUGCCAGGAAAAUGAGUUUGUGGCCCUUUAACCUAUAUCAUUAUUAGCUGUAUGCCAUUUUUAAUGUGGCUCUCCAAUGCUUUUUUUUCAGCCACACAUUUUGCUACAAUAUUCACAUCUUCCAAUUAGACAACAUUCCACAGUUGUAGUUAAUAAAAAAACUUCUUCAAAGAUUUAUAUUCUGACUAGAUCCACUGCUACACAUGUUCUUAAUGAAACAAGAGUGUGCAAUCAUUUACAACAAAACAAGUGAGAGGAAAAAGAACGCGUUGAUUUAUAAUAGUAGGAGAAAAUCAAAGAAUGGUUAAAGGAACACUGUAGGCACCCAGACCACUUCAGCUCAUUGAAGGGGUUUAUGUGCUUUGUCCCUUUUGCACUUAGCCCUGCAAUGAUAAACAUUGUAGUUCCAGAGCACUAAGUAGUUGCAGAGCACUAAGUCUGCCCUCAGUGGCUGUCUACCUUUCCGGUUUCGUAUCGGACUUUUGGUCCGUUAUCUGACGCUGCUCUGCAUGAGGACUUCCAGCGACAGAUUUUAUUUUUCCCAUAGGAAAGCAUUGAUUCAAUGCUUUCCUAUGGGGAGGUCUAAUGUACGCGUGGCAUUUGCCGCGCAUGCUCAUUAGACCCGCUCGUCGCAGGACGGAGGAGGGGCGCGGCGCUCCGACCCAGCGCCGAGGGACAUCAGCGCUGGGAUAAGGUAAGUAAAAUAAGGGUUUUUAACCAUUUAUUUACCGGGAGGGGAGAGGAAGAGGGAUCAGUAGUGCCAGGAAGACAGCUUCCUAUUCCUGGCACUACAUUAUCCCUUUAACAUGACAUGCUGUUUCUUGACUAGUUACUAUUUACAAUCCCUUCGAUAGAAUAUAUACAUCGUCAGCAGUAAGCUAACACAAUGGAGUAGGGGUACUGCUUCACAAACCUUGUCAAUUACAGGUGACUAACAAACUAACCGAUGGGAUGGGCCGAUAUCUUCUGGUUUUAGGCACCAUAGGUUCUCGGACCAUUCACUUACCUAACCUUUACACCCCUAACGUACUAGAUGCUAAGUUUUGCAGAACCAUCGGGGGACAUUAUAGGCCCUCCAUUAUCAGACAUAAUCCUCAUAGGUGGGGACCUCAAUGCGGUCUUGUACCCGGUAGUGGACAGAAGCACUAAACCAGGGGGAAUUACAUCACAAGGUAGAGGAAGUCAGGAUAGACUGUUUAAAAAGUUUGUGAUUCAUAAAUAAGUCGACAUCUGGAGAGCACAUCACCCAGGCGACCAAGACUACACCUUUUACUCGGCCCUGCAUGAUACUUAUUCUAGAAUAGACCUGUUCCUUACCAGCUUAAACCUCCUGCCUAACGCCUGCAGUUUAGAGAUUAACAAUAUCACCUGGUCCGAUCAUGCAGACAUAGCCUUAUAUGUAAAAGGACUAAUACCCACUUACCUGUGGUCAUGGAGACCAAAUUCACUCCUGUUGCGGGAUGAGGCCAUAUGGGAGGAAAUAUCUUUAGCUAUCACCAAUUAUUUCCACGAAAACAACACCCCUAAAGUAGACAAAAUCACAGCACAUAAAGCAGUCCUUCAAGGCACUUUCAUUAAAAUAGCAUCCGAUAAAAAUAAACGUAAAACUGAAAAGUUAUUUGCACUACAAAAAUCGCUUAGAAAACUAGAAGCACUGCAAAAAUCGGCCCCAACAGUUGCCAUCCAGCAACAACUUAGAGAAACAUGUAAUCAACUCAAGCAACUACUACUAGAGGAUGUGGCAUGGCAGAGAAAUCCUCAUCAUCAUCACUCGUCUGAGGAACAACACACCGACCCAACCCCAGAUCUGCACGCAGCUGACUUUCUUCAGGGAAGGGGGGAGACCACUAGGGAAGAAGGGGGUGAGGGAGACCACCAGGAAGAAGGGAAGUGAGGAGACCACUAGGAAGAAGGGGUGAGGUGGCAAUCACCAAAGAAGCAAAAGAGGCACUCACCAGGAAGCGAGGGCGCAGGAGACCACCAAUGAAGAAGGAAGGGGGGUGAGGGAGACCACCAGGGAAGAAGGGGAGGGUGAGGGAGACUCACCAGGGAACAAGGAGGGGUGAGGGAGGGAAACCACCAGGAAGAAGGGGUGGAGGGGUGAGGGAGACCACCAGGGAAGGAAGGGGGGUGAGGAGACUACCAGGAAGAAGGGGGAGGGAGACUCACCAGGAAGAAGGAGGGUGAGGGAGGGAGACUACCAGGAAGAAGUGGAGGAGACCAGGGAAGAAGAAGGGGAGGAGACUACCAGGGAAUAAGCAAGGAGGGAGACCACCAGGAAGAAGGGGGUGAGGGAGACCACCAGGAAGCAGGAGGGAGAGACCUCCUCACCAGGAAGAAGGGGGCGGAGGGAGACAACCCCAGGAAGAAGGGGGGGUGUGGAGACAACCAGGGAAGCAAGGGGGGUGAGGGAGACAACCAGGGGAAGAAGGCUGGGGGGUGAGGGAGACAAUCCAGGAAGAAGGGGUGAGGAGACCACCAGGGAAGAAGGGGGGCAGGAGACCACCAGGGAAGAAGGGGGGAGAUGGAGGAGACUCCGCCAGGAAGGUGAGGGUGAGGGAGACUGCCAGGAAGAAGGGAGGGGGGAGGGUGAGACAACCAGGGAAGAAGCAAAGUGUGAGUACUACCAGGAAGCAAGUGUAAAAGUGUGAGGAGACCACCAGGGAAGAAGGGGGGGGUGGUGAGGGAGACCACCAGGGAAGAAGGGGGGGGUGGUGAGGGAGACCACCAGGGAAGAAGGGGGGGGUGGUGAGGGAGACACAGACACACAGAGGGGCUCAGGAGGGAGACGCAUAGAGGGACCGCGGGGUGGGAGGGGAAACACACACAGAGGGGCCACAAACCCUCUUUCACACUACACACAUACACCAUGCAUCCUUACACAUACACAGAAACACACAAUGCAUCCCCACGCAUACACACACACAGAGAAACACACCAUGAUUCCCUUACACAUAUUGCAUCCACUACACACACACCACAAUGCAGCCCUUGCACACACAAUGCAUCUCUUAUGCACGCACACAAAGUGCUUCUCUUACACACACAGAAACACAAUGCAUCUUGCACACACUCAAUUCACCCUUUACAGACACACACACACACUGCAUCCCUUACAUACACAGAAACACACCUUGCAUCCCUUACACACAAACACACACACACACACACACACACAAACUACAUCCCUAACACAAACUGGUAUUCCUAUACACUAAAUUCCAUAAGAAAACACACACAUUACAUCCUCUACUAUUACACAUAUCAUAUCCCCUACACACCUACACUCCACUCCCUGUGAGCAAGCUCAUAGGUGGGCCAUGUAGGUGGGCUUAUGGGCGGGCCUUGUAGGCAUACUCACGGUCAGGCCCUGGGGGCUAUAGACCUUGAGCUGUGCAAGGGGCCCCAAAAAAAUGGAGCUGCUUCCUGUUUGUUGAUUUUUGUGAUCAGAGUUACAAACAGCCUCCAGAGAGCCUGUUCUACACCUGAUCAGUGGAGCCAGACUGCAGCCUGAGCCCAUCAUCAACCUCUUGUCCUCAUCUGGUGGUAAAUAAGCAAUCCAGUAUAUUAUAGUCUCCUUAAUCUGUAAUUUACAUUAAAGGGACACUAUAGUCACCAGAACCACACAACACUAAAUACUCUCAAAAAUUUUAGACAAGCGACUGAGUACUAUACUCUCACACCUAAUCCAUACAGACCAAGUGGGAUUUAUGCCUUGCCGACUGUGACGGAACUCCGUCACUGAGUACAAUGCCCACAUGGGCCAACUCACUUGCCUGCUUAUUGUUUUCAUGUCAUCAUGCUGGGGAUCUCCCUAUCUAAGAGGCAAUGUAUUGGUUGAAGGAUCUCCCUUUGUUCGCGAAUCAUGUUUGGGCUUGAUUGGAAGAUUGUGCUUGUUCCUUUCUAAAUAUGACAAAAAUUAGGCUUGAGUAUUGAUUUAUUUGUGGGUGUUUGGUGUCUCUUGUGGAUAUGAUAUUGAAACGCAAGGUUUGUUUUUUCUCAAAAGCAGACGAUCAUUAACAUAUCAAAGGACUCCCUACUUAGGAGGCAAUCAAGACAUAUGGCAAAUGAAUUUUGUUUUGUUUUUUGUGCUGAAGCUAGACUUCCAGGCCACUUGUGUGUGACUUCUCACACCUGGCAGAGUGGCUCUGUUGGGGUCUCUGCUUCAAAGGGGAAUUUUGGUUGAAAGAUCUGACCUCCCAUGCAAUCCAAUUAGCCACUUUUGAAAAUGUAUUUUUGGAGUGUUUUUAAAUAUUGAAUAUAUUUCUGUAGAGGAUCCUGGGAGGAAAAGCCCUGUAUUAUUGUAUGGGAGACACCAUUUUAGUGGUCUGUGCAUAAAAACACAUUUCGUCUGGUUACUGGGGGAAUGGGUAUUUUCUUGUGCCGAUGGUUCCAGAGACACCUUCUCUGCUCCCAUCACUGGAUGCGGAGAAGGCGUUCAAUAGGGUCAAAUGACCAUACCUUUUUGACUUUCUGGGGAUUCCCCUCACCUUUCAUCACGACGAUUAGAGCCUUAUAUUUAAAGCAAAGUUGGUCCUCCGAACUGCUCACGUAUUACCCUUUAAAAGCUAUAAUAAUACCAGUCAGGGAUGCCCAUUAUCACAAGUUCUGUUCGCCCUCUCGUUGGAGCCGCUACUACACCUAAUAAGUGCAAACAACGCCAUUCAGGUAAUCCGUAUAGGAGGAGAGAGAGAGAAAAUGGCUGCAAGUGCAGACGAUAUUUUGACUACUCCAAAACCCUUCUGUCUCUAUCUAUCUCCCCUUCUGAAAUUAUUUUCCACAUACUGGCAACACUCAGGCUAUAACAUACAUUAUGACAAAUCCUCUGUCAUACCUUUUUAUAUGUUAAAUACAGACCUAGCAAGCAUCCAAACAAAGUGUAGCUUGAAACUCUCAAACUCCUUUAAAUACCAGCCAAUCCCAUACUUCUAAUAACUACAGACCACUUCUACAAAUUCUAAAAACAGAAAUAGAAAAUUAGCAAGAUAAACCAAUUUAUUGGAUAGGAAGGGUGCACUGCAUUAAAAUGAAUGUCCUACUAAGACUCAUAGAAACAUAGAAUGUGACGGCAGAUAAGAACCAUUCGGCCCAUCUAGUCUGCCCAAUUUUCUAAAUACUUUCAUUAGUCCCUAGUCUUAACUUAUAGUUAGGAUAGCCUUAUGCCUAUCCCACGCAUGCUUAAACUCCUUUACUGUGUUAACCUCUACCACUUCAGCUGGAAGGCUAUUCCAUGCAUCCACUACCCUCUCAGUAAAGUAAUACUUCCUGAUAUUAUUUUUAAACCUUUGUCCCUCUAAUUUAAGACUAUGUCCUCUUGUUGUGGUAGUUUUUCUUCUUUUAAAUAUAGUCUCCUCCUUUACUGUGUUGAUUCCCUUUAUAUAUUUAAAUGUUUCUAUCAUAUCCCCCCUGUCUCGUCUUUCCUCCAAGCUAUACAUGUUAAGAUCCUUUAACCUUUCCUGGUAAGUUUUAUCCCGCAAUCCAUGAACUAGUUUAGUAGCCCUUCUCUGAACCCUCUCUAAGGUAUCAAUAUCCUUCUGAAGAUACGGUCUCCAGUACUGUGUACAAUACUCCAAGUGAGGUCUCACCAGUGUUCUGUACAAUGGCAUGAGCACUUCCCUCUUUCUACUGCUAAUACCUCUCCCUAUACAACCAAGCAUUCUGCUAGCAUUUCCUGCUGCUCUAUUACAUUGUCUGCCUACCUUUAAGUCAUCAGAAAUAAUCACCCCUAAAUCCCUUUCCUCAUAUGUUGAGGUUAGGACUCUAUCAAAUAUUCUGUACUCUGCCCUUGGGUUUUUACGUCCAAGAUGCAUUAUCUUGCACUUAUCCACAUUAAAUGUCAGUUGCCACAAUUCUGACCAUUUUUCUAGUUUACCUAAAUCAUUUGUCAUUUGGCUUAUCCCUCCUGGAACAUCAACCCUGUUACAUAUCUUAGUAUCAUCAGCAAAAAGACAUACCUUACCAUCAAGACCUUCUGCAAUAUCACUAAUAAAAAUAUUAAAGAGAAUGGGUCCAAGUACAGAUCCCUGAGGUACCCCACUGGUGACAAGUCCAAGCUUCGAAUAUAUUCCAUUAACUACAACCCUCUGUUGCCUGUACUCAGCCACUGCCUUACCCAUUCAACAAUAUUGGAAUCCAAACUUAAAGAUUGCAGUUUAUUGAUAAGCCUUCUAUGUGCAACAGUGUCAAAAGCCUUACUGAAAUCUAGGUAAGCAAUGUCUACUGCACCACCCUGAUCUAUAAUUUUAGUUACCCAAUCAAAAAAAUCAAUAAGAUUAGUUUGGCAUGAUCUCCCUGAAGUAAACCCAUGUUGUCUCUGAUCUUGAAAUCCAUGUGUUUUUAGAUGUUCAUCAAUCCUAUCCUUUAACAUGGUUUUCAUCACUUUCCCCACUACUGAAGUAAGGCUUACUUGUUCCUAUUGCCGGUUCUACCCGUAAAGGUGACCAAAAGAGACCUGGCAGGCAUACAGAAAACAAGACUCCUUUCAUAUGACACAAAAAGAUAGACUAGCUAGGAACUUACUAUACAGGCCCAAGAACUGGGGGUGAUAGAGGGUAAAAGAUGAUAAUAUAAAAGGAGUUGGUUGUGCCGAUAAAUGGAGAUUAUAAGAUAAUCAUUUGAAAGACAUAAUUGUCAAGUACUUCUGAAUCAGUGGAGUCUAAAAGUGAAAACUGAAAUACGGUUCUAUCAUCCAUCCGACAGGUCGAGGAGUAAAAGGCCUGGAAGAAAAGAAGUUGGCAUACUUACUGAAUUGUAUUUUCUGUUUGGUGACCUUACAGUACAGAUGGUAUAUAAAGGGAGUUAAAGAAAGACUUGUGAAAUAGAGUUGGGGGGGGGAGUGUUUGUUUAUUAUAUAAAGUUUAUAGAUUAUAUAUUCUGCUAAGGUUCGUUUUCUUUAGUGAUGUUCAGGAGCAUUUUAUGGAAUUUUUUUUAAUGUUAAGUAAGGCUGUUUUCUUUCUUUCUUCCUUUUUUUUUGUAGUCACUGUUAGAUCUCACAUGGUGAGGAGGAAACUGGACUGUAAAUUUAAUCAGCUGGUGCAGGAAAUGUUUGUAGGGUAUGAGGGGUUAGGGAGAUUUGUUAAAAGUAUCUGGGUUGUCAGUAAGUGGUCACAAGUGUGGAGGGACAGCAAUAUUCAGGAACAGCAAUAUUCUGAUAAAUGUCAAAGCUUAUAGGACAAUUUUGAUAGAUUUAGGUUCAUUAUAAUUUCAGAAACUAGUUUAAAAGAAUAGAUCACCGUAACUUAAACAAGCUGUAGUAGUUUGAGUUGUAAAAUCUCAGUUUUGUGGUUAAAUGCAAGUCUUGGAAUUCCAUCACAAUUUUCAAACUCUUUGUGACCGAUACAGAUUAUAUUAAAGUACCAAAAUGUCACCCAUCUCAAUGAAGUGACAUGGGUGCAGUGGUGCUGUAGGUUUAACCAUACAAUUUAAAACAUUGUCGUUUUGGAGAUACUGCAAUAUUUCCAUUACAGGGUUAAACACACCUCCCAGUGAUUGAGACAGUGACAACCACUGGAGGUGUUUUCACUGCAGUAACAGAGUAAACCAACCAUCUAGAUAUGGACAGGAACGAAGACUGAAGUGUUAGGAAUACAGGUUUGUAUUUCAGAUGCUUUAGUGUUUAUUUAAGGCUAAAGUAAGCAUGUAAAAGGACUCAUGGGUGCCAUCUAAAUGGUGGGUUUUGCACUAUAGGGUCAGGAAUAUAUGUUUGUGUUCCUGCCCGUGUAGUGUUCCUUUAACUUUUCAUUUUAUUAUUUUAGAAGGCCAAAUGAGAGUUGAUGCAAACAUUUCAGUUCACCAUCCUGGAGAGCCACUUGGAGUGAGGACAGAAGUGAAAAAUCUUAACAGUGCUCGUUUUCUAGCAAAAGCAAUUGGUAAUUAUAACUAUAUGAAAACUGUGCAAUAUGUUGAAACUUAAUUACAAAAUAUUUAAAAUGCAUGUGAGAGAGAAUAUAUUUAUAUAAAUUCCGUAGUUGCUCGAAUCUAAAGCGCACCUCAAUUUUUGAAACCUGGAAGCUGAAAAAUAUUUUUGCACAUUUUUACAAGAAGAUGCUAUUAUACAACAUUGUGCUACAAUGAAAAUGUUUAUUACCAUAUACCAUGCUAACAUUGAUGGUAUUUCAAGUUUAGUGUUACAUGUUAAGUCUAUUCUUUCUUAAGCCCUCCUUCUGGAACAAAAUUCACCUUGGUGAAUUCACCAGUUUUAAUUCACCCGUGUGAAUUUGCCGUAAAAGUUAGAAUUUUGCCCUGAAUGUAAUGCGCCAUCGAAUAUAAUGCGCAUUAAAAUUUUGGAAUCUUUAUUUUCCAAAAAAGGUGCACAUUAGAUUUGAGUAAAUAGUGUCUAUUUGUCUCUCAACCUGUAAAGGGGAUUGACACUACAAAAGUUAAUAGACAUCUACUCGGUGAAUGUUCACAGAAUUGGAUAAGGGACAUUUAAUGAAAAUCUAAAAACACUCUUUAAUGAAUUAUGUUAAAAAUAUUUUUUUCAAAUCUGGAUUCCUGAUGGAAAUUAAAAUAAAUAAGGUAGCUGCAGCCUGAGUAAUAAUUCACAUAAAAUUAUUCCCAAGGCAAGUCUCGAGACUAUCUGAUAGAUUUACUAUAGGACAUUUUAAUAUUUAUGAUUAGAUAUCACUCCGGUUUGUAUUAUGAGAUUAGGUUUGGGUAUCUUCGCUAAUUAACAAUUUAAGACUUUACAUUUAGCCCCUCUCUGUUAGGUUUGUCCUUACAGGGACACUAUAGUCAUCAGAACAACUACAGCUUAUUGAAUUUGUUCUUGUGAGUAGAAUCAUUACCGUCAAGCUUUUUGCUGUAAACACUGUCUUUUCAGAGAAAAUGCAGUGUUUACAUUACAGCCUAGUGAUAACUUCACUGGCCACUCCUCAGCUGUUAGAGAUCCUUCCUGGGUCAUGGCUGCUUAAAAUGCAUCCAAACAUUCAGUGUCCCCUCCUUCUGUAUGAACUUUCCUCAUAGAUAUUCAUUGAUUCAAUUCAUCUCUAUGAGGAGAUGCUGAUUGGCAAGGGUUGUGUUUGAAUUGUGCUGUCCCUGAUCUGCCUCUUUGUCAGUCUUAGCCAAUCCUAUGGGGAAACAUUGUGAUUGGAUCAGGCUACCACAUCUGCUGAUGUCAGCAGGCAGUGGGCAGGUCUAAAGGAAAGAGGGACAAAGUAAGCAGUUGCAGCCUUGAAUACAAGUACGAUUUUACUAUAUUUAGGGAGGCAUGAGGGGACCAGGGUGGCUAGAUGGUGGUUUUAACCCUGUAAGGUCUGGAAUACAUGUUUGUGUUCCUGACCCUAUAGUGUUCCUUUAAGAGAAUAAUUAGUGCCUCUACUCAGUAGACUGUAGAUACUUUAUUUUAGCUCAUUGUGUGUGCGCUUGUUCACCCUGAAUCCAGCCUUUUGUAUAUUUUAAACCUAAUUAAAGUGUUUUUAUGUUUUCAUUGAAUGUCAGUUUAUCCACCUCUAUGAACAUUCACCGAAGAGGCGUCUAGUCACUUCUGGCUCUAUGCUCUCUGGUUGCAUGAAAAAUACUGCUGCUAAACUUAGAAUGAAAAGCCAACAAAAAGACAAACGGUACAAUGAAAAGUGGAGUGCUCAAUAAAAAAAUAGUAACAUAGGAAACACAAAUUAUAAUUGCUUGUUACACCAUUACAUAUGGAGUGAUAGAGUUAUGAUAUAUAACACAAACAACAAAACCUUGUUGUUUGUAUACAACCAUGAAAUAUGCAAUGUACAAAACAAAACAAAUAAUGAGGUAUGAACAUUUCUUGCCUCAUAUUUGCAUGACACUUGCACUUUUAAACUAAAUCAUCUAAAUCCACACUAGUGAAAUGUGUGAUCUUGUUGUGUUAUUAAUUAUACUCUCUAAGCAGCCUUAAAGCCUUUCCUGAAUGCUUUAGAACUACAACUAGAGAGUAUGUGCAAUUUAUGACCUUGCCUACAGGUUUAUUACAAUAGUGCAUUAUGCAAAAAGAUUUUCAUUUCAAAUGUAAAGCACGCAUAGGUAUGUUUUGUAUAUCUUUGUUCAGAAAAAAGUCCUUUGAGAAUCUGCACAAAUUAAAGGGGCACUCCGGGCACCAAAAUAACCUCUUCACAAAGUUAUGGUGCCAGGGUUAAACCAUUCUCGAAAUGUUGAACACCAAGGUUGCUUUCAGCACUAAUGUGUAGGUUCCCUCCCCCAGGCGAUAUCCGGCUCCUGAAUCUAUUUCAGGAAGCACCAAGUGCUACCGGGCAUGGGCGCCGCUGAUUGGCUGAACGCUGCCAGCUGACGCUCUGAGCCAAUCAGUGACUCCCAAUUCAUAAAACUGUCUUGUAAAGAAACACACCUUUUUCAAGCCAAUUUUGUGAAGGGGGAGUCACUGAUUGGCUGAGCGCGUCAGCUGACUACUCUCAGCCAGUCAGUGGUGCCCCUGCACUCUGCACUUCCUGAAACUGAGAUUUAUGAGCGGGAUGCUGCCUGUAGGUACCUACAGAUCUGGGCUUAAGGCAAGUUUGGAGUUAAACCUUGAACGGUUAAUACCUGAAGGUAAGAGUGCACCUGAAGGCCACCUGGAUCCAUAUCAACUUCAUGUAGAUUAUGUUCUUAUGGUGCCUAAACUGUCCUUUUAAGUCUAUUGAAAAAAAAGCAUUCACUUUAAGACUUUCAUGAUAUUCAACCGACAAAUUAUUAGCAUGGUAGGUAUCCACAACAUAUGUGAAAUUUUUGGAAUAAAAAUUAUUGCCGCUUUAGUUUUAGAAGGUGCUACAACUGUGUUUUGUUUAUUUUAAUUAGAUUAUGAAAUUCAGAGACAAAUUAAAGUACUGGAUAAUGGAGGAACAAUUUUAAAUGAAACCAGAUCAUUUGAUUAUAAACACGGGUAAGUUGGUCUUAUUUGCUACAUCAUAUAAAAGCUCCUUUGUAUUAGUCAGAUGAGUAAGUGAAACUGAUCAUCAAAGUAAAUUCAGAUUAAAAUGAGUACUGCAUGGAGUUCUUCAAAUGGAGAGUGACAUCUCUGCUGUUCUAACUUGAUAUAUGCAGGAUUACAUUUCUGCUCACACCAAGAAGACUCCAGCCCUGAUACCUGGGGCUUCCCUGUGUCAGUUGGGACCAUAUUUAGUGGCCCCAGACAAAUAGAUAAGAUAGUCUAGUGAUUAAUUAUACUCUCUAAGCAGCCUUAAAGCCUUUCCUGAAUGCUUUAGAACUACAACUAGAGAGUAUGUGCAAUUUAUGACCUUGCCUACAGGUUUAUUACAAUAGUGCAUUAUGCAAAAAGAUUUUCCUUUCAAAUGUAAAAUCCAUGGGUCUCCCCUUGUGUAUGGGGAGACCCAUGGAUUUUCGCUGCAAGCCCGCUGCAGAGAGUGAUCAGCAAUGGGCUAUGCGGAUUGCCCAGGGACCUUUUUCUGCGAUUGAUCACUGCUGCAGGAGCCAAUUUAAUCAUAUUGUGAUAACUUGUCACAAUAUGAUUUAGCAGCAGAGGUAAAUAAUCCCUCCUAUGCUACAGUUGUAAAGUGCAGAUUGUUCGGAGAGUGCUCUGCACUACAAACAAUUAUCUGUGCUGAUGUAGUCAAAUAAAUCUCUCUAUGAUGUCAGCAAGGGAUUGUCUUUGUUGAAAUCUCAAGGUAUCCCUCUGCUUAGAUUAAAUCCUUUGCUUGUCUUAACCCCUUAAGACCGCAGUGCGUUCUAUGCCGUCCUUAAGGAAGUGUCUCUAAAUGCCGCAGGGCGACAGAACGCCCUGCGAUCUUAUGUACUUACCCCUCUGUCCUCUUCGGCCCCUCUGGGCCAUGUGAUCGCGAGGACCUCGCGAUCACAUGGACGGCAUAGCCGUCCAUGUCAGUGCCAGCAGAGGAAGUGCCUGUAAUGACAGGUACUCCCCCUGCUGCCUGAAAAUUAAAUAAUAAAUGUUAAAUCAGUGUAAAAAUAAAUAAUAUAUACUUAGAUCAUAUAUAUAUUUAUUAUAUGAUCUAAGUAUAUAUACACACAUACACUAAGUGUAUUUUAAUAUUAAUAUAUACAUAAUUAUAUAUAAAUAUCAAAAUACACGUACAAUGAUAUUGAUUAAAUAUAUAUAUAACUAUUAUAUAUAUUUAUAUAAAAUAAAUAUUUAAAGAAAAAAAAUAUAUACACAUGUGUAAUUUCUUUCUAACUGUUAUUUAAAAUUAAUAUAUAUAGAUAUCAAAAUACAUGUAGAACGAAAUAAUAUAUAUGUGUGUGUGUGUGUGUAUGUAUGUAUGUGUGUGUGCAUAUAUAUAUAUAUAAUAUUCAAAUAGUGAUCAGCACUCUCGUAUUUUCAAGAAUUAAAAAUAACAAUUUAUUGAGUAUCCAUUUUCCUGGAUUACAAGCACCCGGUUACCAAAUCAUCCAAGCGUGAGUGCAAGGACUUUUCUAUUUUUGUUAUAUAUCUACAUACGUAUAUAUCGCUUAAAUAUACCUAUAUAUAAAAAAUUAAUUGUAAAAAAUUAUAUACACAUAUAUACACACACACACACACACACACACACGUACGUACGUACGUACGUACGUACGUACGUGUGUGUAUAUAUAUAAUAAUUCUACGUAUAUAUUUAUGUAAUAAUUUUACACAAUUAGGUCAUUUUAUUAAUUACAAUUUGCAGGACCUACCUGACAACCCAGGCUGAAAGUUCAGGGAAUUUAAUUUGCUAGCACGAUAUUUAACACUGGAACUUUCCAAGACACCAUAAAACCUGUACAUGGGGGGUACUGUUUUACUCGGAAGACUUCGCUGAACACAAAUAUUAGUGUUUCAAAACAGUAAAAUGUAUUACAACGACGAUAUCGGCAGUGAUAUUUUUUUGCAUUUUUCACACACAAAUGGCACACUGACGAUAUAAUUUUUGUGGUACAUUUUACUGUUUUGAAACACUAAUAUUUGUGUUCAGCGAAGUCUCCCGAGUAUAACAGCACCCCUCAUGUACAGGUAGCCCAGGAAUUAAAAUUACCCCCAUGAUGGCAUACCAUUUGCAAUAGUAGACAACCCAGGGUAUUGCAAAUGGGGUAUGUUCAGUAUUUUUUAGUAGCCACUUAGUCACAAACACUGGGCAAAAUUGGCGUUCAAAUUAGUUUUUUUGCAUUUUCAAAUAUUAACACUAACUUUGGCCAGUGUUUGUGACGAAGUGGCUACUAAAAAAGACUGGACAUAUCCCAUUUGCAAUACCUUGGGUUGUCUACUUUUGCAAAUGGUAUGCCAUCAUGGGGGUAAUUCUUAUUCCUGGUCUACCAUAUGGUCUCAAAGGCAACGCAACCAAUCUGGGGAAUUUCAAUGUGAAAAAACUGAAAUAUUUAACACGCAAUAUUUGACCCUGUAUCUUCCCAAAACACCAUAAAACCUGUACAUAGAGGGUACUGUUUUACACAUGAGACAUCGCUGAAUACAAAUAUAUGUAUUUUAUUGCAGUAAAAGCAAACCGUAUUUUGACACUCACAUAUUUUUCUCCCAUUUUUUUUACAUUUUAUUCAUAUUAAAUUAUGUUCCAUACCUAAAUAUUUGAUGUUAAAUGAAAGCCCUGUUUCCCCCGAAUAAAAUUAUAUAUAAUAAGUGUGGGUGCAUUUAAUAUGAAAGAGGUGAAUUACGGUUGGACAGACAUAUAGCGCAAAUGUCAGGUUUUGUUUACGUUUUGUUUUGAUCACAACUUGUACAUUUGGCUGCGGUCUUAAGGGGUUAAUCAAGGCCAGACUUAAUGCACUGUUUGUUUGUUACUAUGAUUUUGGUUUCAAGCUUCUCAAGUUUCUUUAUUUUUUCUUUUACUUAUUUUUUGCCAUGGAAUGGGGGAACGGGAGGCUAAAUCCUGUGAUAGGGAGGAAUAAGGAAAACAAUUUGAAAUACCGGGGCUUCAAAGAGUUGCACACUUAUAUGUGCACUGGACAGUCAUUUCUUUCCCACAAUUACAGUGCAGUUCUUAUCAGAAACCAACAGAAUAUUUGACAAACCCACAAGAGCCAAUAAGUCAGUUAGAGAAGCAGUCCAUAAUAAAUACCACCUUUUGAGGGGGCAUGGCCAACUACCAUACUGAGUAGAUGCAUGGCGUGAGAGCUCUGUGAUCCACCGAGCCCAAAGUGACUACAGGUAAGCCACAAAAGCAUCAAACAUUAAUAUUUUGGGGGCACAGGACUCAGAGACCCUGAUGGCACCAUCCAACAAGCUCAAAAUCAUGGACCCGAUACGACAGUAAAAAAGAUCGCACGAGGCAACUACAAAAUAGCGGCGAGUCUGCACCACACUCACUGGCCUCGGAUAGCCCAGCAGACUCCGAGCCAAUGCAACUUGCUACGGAGGACGUCCCGUAACGAAUAGCCUACACACCAUGCUACAGGAUCUUAAGGGUUUUCUGAGAUCUGACUUUUGGCAAAUUACUAAAGAACUACGCCAGGACAUUCAAGACCUGGGAGGUUGUACCAGCCACCUAGAAACCAAGACAGAAGAGCUCUGCUCCUCACAUUACGAUGUAGUGGAUAAACUGCAGAGGCUAGAAGAGGAGCAGGCCAAUGAAACUGAAAUUGGAGGAUAUGGAGGAUAGGGCAAGAUGCAAUAACCUCUGCUUUCGAGGAAUAACAGACACCAUAACUACAGAGUCCCUGCCACAAUAUUUGAAGGCCCUAUGUUAGGCCCUCGUGCCUCAUCUUGGGGAGUUAAUGUCUCAUUAGGAGAUGAGUAGCUGAAUCCCAGAGGGCAGACAAUUAUAUUCCUUCUUAUCCUUUUCAAUAGCUUCAGGUGCAAACCAAUUAAUAAUCCCAGGCAUUGAAGUCCUUUCCAGCAUUGAUGAGGGUUAUGGUUCCUUGAAGUAUGUAGAGGAAUAGAGGAAGUGGUGAUGUCUGUUCCAAAGUCUGGAAAUCGAGAGGUUAGCGUUGUCAGAAGUAAGCCAGAGGGUUUGAUACACAAAGAAGACAGCAUUGUCCAGAGCAAGCCAGAGGGCUCGGUAUACAGAGAAGACAGCGUUGUCAGGAGCAAGACAGAUGGUUCGGUACACAGUAAAACUGGAAGUAAAGCUCAGACUGCAAUCUGCAACGAAGUAGCAAGUAUGCGAGAGGCACACAUUGAACAAUCUUGAUUAGUUUGCGGCUUUCUCUAAAGGGAAGCGUGUGACGUCAGACGCAUGGGCGGAGUCAGAUCGCCGAAACCCAGAAGUCGUACGUGUAAUGCCGAUUGGAAAGGAAGAUAUGGGGAAAUCCUGACACUAUCUUUGAACAGAAAUUUCAAAAUAAAAUCGCAUUAGCGGCCAGGUGAGCUCCUGCACAAUCAUGGUUGUGUACUAAAACACCUUCUAUGGAAAUAGUGAUUCUCAAGAUCAGAUGUCUCUGAGGAAGUAGGGCUACCCCUACGAAACGCGUCAGACGAAGCUCGAGGUUACAGAUUGUCCACACAAAGACUAGAGAUAGGAGGUGUCAGCACAGCAGCCCGGCAACUCUCCCGAUCACUGGUGUUCUGAUCGCAACAUCUGAUCAGCAGCGCAGAUCAGCGCAAAUUUUCUAUUUAUCCGAUUUCCUGCAAUUACUAUCUUAUAUUUAUCAGCUCCUGGAUUUUUUACUACUACACCUCUUGUGCAGCAGAUCCCAUUUAUCUUGUCUUUAAUAGGUUUUUGGUGAAUUCCUAUAUUUAUCCAGUUCUAGAGCUUUUUUCUUUCUGGUCUUUUUCCCUCUAUCUCUCGAUACAAAGAUUUUUGUAAGAGAUACUCUAAUUAUAAAGUCCUUGCAGAACCCUUUCUCAAAUCCUUUAAUUUAACGACUUCAUCACAAUUACUACAGUUGGCACUUGAGGCUGACAUACUUAUUCACUUACCUAAUUCCUGUCCGUCACAGUCGCAUUAAACCUUCCCGAUAUAAGAGUAUUGAAUCAAUGCUUUCCUAUGCUUGGAUAUGUAGCUUAGCUUGGUUGCUUCAUCUAAGUGUUGCUUCUAAGUGUGUAGUUGGAGAUAUUCUGGAGAGUUUCACAGAAGCUUCAACUGUCUAAGAGCUUUCUUUUCUACUGUUACAGGUAAGAUUCAUCUGUAGGAAAAGGUUACUGAUUGCACAAGGUUUUAAUUCCUGUUGGUAAUUAUAAGGCAUUUGAUUAGUUAGCUUCUUGCUAUUGGGUGCUGUUUAAAUUAGCUAUUGUUUGCAAAUAAGCAGAGGCCUACCCAGGCGUUAAACAUUCCUAGUGGGUGGUGAUUUUAGGAGUUAUAUAAGGGUUGUUGUCAUUAGCUUGGCUAAUAUAGCUUGGUUGCUUCAUCUAAGUGUUGCUUCUAAGUGUGUAGUUGGAGAUAUUCUGGAGAUAACCUGGAGGUAAUCUGAGGUAUUCAGGAGGAUAAAUACAAAGUUAAGAUUUGUUUGAUUUAAAUUAUUCUCCUCAUUGGAAUGGCAGACUUAGUUCAGUGUAAUAAUUGCUAUGCAUUGGUUUCACGUUCCACUUUUUGGAGGUUUGGUUGUUGUCUAAUCUGUAGACAGUUCUCUAUCUUGCGGCAGGAGAUUGUAUUUUUGAAGUCUGAGAUUUGUAAAUUAUCUGGUGAACAAACUCCGGCUGGAACUGCUGCAAAGCCACCGCCGCAGAGACAUACUAGGUAUGGCAGAUGGAUUACUGUAGGAUCUGGUAGACUAAGAGUUGUGGAUAAAAGGCAUAUUGCAGUCUGUUGCUCUACAUAAUGAAUUUUCUACACUUUCAGAGUGUAAUGUGGUUGUGGAGGGGGGCACUGAGGCUAGUGGUGUUGUGGAGGGGGGCACUGAGGCUAGUGGUGUUGUGGAGGGGGGCACUGAGGCUAGUGGUGGUGUGGAGACCGACUUGGAGACUAUGGUAAGGCCUAAUAGAAAGUAGUUGUUGUUGGGGGAUUCCAUCAUAAGAGGUGUGGAGAUGGACAAUGGUGGUCUUGUUAGGAGACGUAUCUGUAAUAUUGUUAAGCAAGCAAAGCAGGAAGGGGAAUUGGAUGUACUUGUCCAUCUAGGGACAAAUGACUUGGCUUGCAAUGAGGUUUCAGAGGUUAAGGAAGUUUUUAGUGUUUUUUGCCAAUGAUAUACGGCAGGUUGCUUCCACACUGUCAUUCUCUGAAGUUCUGCCUGUGCAUAACACUCAGAACGACAGGCGGAUGCGUAUUCGGGACUUUAAUUUGUGUCUUGGUGAAUGGUGUCGGGAGCAAGGAUUUGGCUUUAUUUCUCAUGGUAGCUCUGUUUGGAAUGGAAAUAAACUGUACAAAAAAGAUGUUUUGCAUCUUUCUCAAAAGGGAACAAAUGUUCUCAGUGAGCAGUUCAGAUUUGUUUUGCUAGGAUGUAUUUAAACUAGGAGGGGGCAAAAGGGUGAUAAAACAUCAAUCCAAUUGUCCCCCAAAACAAGGACAGAAGGUGACUGUAGCAAGUGUUUUAAAAACUGAUAAGCUUAGAGUCAUGUCUACAAAUGCUUACAGUUUAGGGAAUACGAUCCAUGAACUUGUGGCAAUAAUGGCAACUGAUAGUGUAGAUUUAGUCGCUGUUACUGAGACAUGGUAUAAUGAGAAAAAUGACUGGGACAUAGCAAUACCAGGGUACUCUUUAUAUAGAAAAGAUAGGUAAGGCAAGAAAGGGGGAGGGGUGGCCAUGUAUGUGAAGGAUAGCAUAAAAUCUAGCCUAAUAAAAGUUAGUGAGGCGAACAUAGAGUCCGUUUGGGUUACGUUAGAAUUUGGUAAUCACACAGUAACUCAUGUAGGUGUGAUUUAUAGGCCCCCAGGACAAAUUGAAGAGUUAGAUAAUCUACUAGUUGAGGAAAUAGCUAAAAUGACAAUGAAGGGGAAGUUAUCAUCAUGGGUGACUUUAAUCUUCCUGAUGUAAAUUGGAAAACAAAAUUAGCUACUUGUGCCAGGAGCACACAUAUUCUAAACUCCCUACUGGGAUUGUCUCUAAAACAAGUUGUUGAGGAGCCAACUCGUAAAGAGGCCAUACUAGAUUUAGUGUUAACAAAUGGAGAUUUGGUAUCAGAUAUUACUGUAGGUGAAAGUUUAGGAUCCAGUGAUCAUCAGUCAGUGUGGUUUAAUAUAAGAACAGUGACUGAGUCACACCACACAAAAACUAAAGUUUUAGACUUUAGAAAAACAGACUUUUCUAAAAUUAGAAUGUUUGAGUCAUUAUCAGACUGGAGCAAUUUAAAUGGAGUCCAAGAGAAAUGGGAUUAUUUAAAUUUAAAAGUUCCACUAUUGAAGGCAACAGAAAAUUGCAUUAGGCUUGUCAGUAAAAGCAAAAAAUUCAAGAAACCACUGUGGUACUCCGCAGAUGUGGCCAAAAUAGUAAAAAAACAAAAAGUUAGCAUUUAGUAAUUAUAAAAAAAAAACAGAGUGAGGAAGACAAAAUGAGAGGCAGAAGAGAAAAUAACAGUCAGUAAAAAGGGGGGACAAAACUUUUUUUAGAUACAUAAACGAGAAAAGAAAAGUAAAACAAGGAUUAGUUAGAUUAAAAACAAAAGAAGGGCGGUAUGUAAAAGAGGAUAAAGGUCUAGCUGACUGCCUCAAUUAAUAUUUUUGUUCUGCAUUUACGGAUGAAAAUGAAGGAAAGGGACCUCAGUUAAGAAAAAGGAUAAAUUAGUCAUUUAUUACACGUGAGUUUACAGAGGAAGAGGUUCUAUUUCAACUGUCAAAAGUAAAGACAAAUUAGUCAAUGGGACCUGAUGGAAUACACCCAAAGCUAUUAAAAGAGCUUAGUGGUGUAUUAGCAAAACCAUUAACAGAUUUAUUUAACCAAUCAUUGUUAACAGAAGUAGUCCCAGAUCGGAAGUUAGAGAAUGUUGUGCCCAUUCACAAGAAAGGUAAUAGGGAGGAGUUGGGCAACUAUAGGCCAGUAAACCUUACUUAAGUAGUAGGGAAAGUAAUGGAAACCAUGUUAAAGGAUAGGAUUGAUGAACAUCUAAAAACACAUGGAUUUCAAGAUCAGAGACAACAUGGGUUUACUUCAGGGAGAUCAUGCCAAACUAAUUUUAUUGAUUUUUUUUGUUGGUUAACUAAAAUUAUAGAUCAGGGUGGUGCAGUAGACCUUGCUUACCUAGAUUUCAGUAAGCCUUUUGACACUGUUGCACAUAGAAGGCUUAUCAAUAAACUGCAAUCUUUAAAGGGACACUGUAGUCACUAUAAUCAUUUCAACUCUUUGAAUUGGUCAUAGUGCCUGGAGUACCCUGGCACUGUCCCUCCAUUCAGUGUUGCACCAUGUUCGUGCAGUAUGCCACAAAAUAAGUCCCUGGCCACCCACAGUCCGGCCCCUUCAGUAUGUGUAGCUAAGGCAGAGAUUACACACUUCUUUGUUGUCAUACCCACUCAUACUGUCAGUUGGACCUCUGACAGGCUAAAAGCAGUCAGCUGACACUCUCAGCCAAUCACAUCUGCCCAUUUCUCCUCAGGCUAAUACUUCCUUAUUAGCCAAAGCAGCACAGAGGGGAUGGAUUGCCGGGGACUCUUGUUUAGCAUUAAAACUUUAAAAACUGUUUAAUGCUGAUAGAAAAGAUGGGACCAGAAGACUCCAGACACUAUAACCAGUUUAAUGAGAUGAAGCAGAUACAGGGCCUACGGUGUCCCUUUAAGUUUGGAUUCCAAUAUUGUUGAAUGGGUACGGCAGUGGCUGAGUGACAGGCAACAGAGGGUUGUAGUAAAUGGAAUAUAUUCGAAGCUUGGACUUGUCACCAGUGGGGUACCUCAAGGAUCUGUACUUGGACCCAUUCUCUUUAAUAUUUUUAUUAGUGACAUUGCAGAAGGUCUUGAUGGUAAGGUAUGUCUUUUUGCUGCUGAUACGAAGAUAUGUAACAGUGUUGAUGUUCCAGGAGGGAUAAGCCAAAUGGCAAAUGAUUUAGGUAAACUAGAAAAAUGGUCAGAAUUGUGGCAACUGACAUUUAAUGUGGGUAAGUGCAAGAUAAUGCAUCUUGGGCGUAAAAACCCAAGGGCAGAGUACAGAAUAUUUGAUAGAGUCCUAACCUCAACAUAUGAGGAAAGGGAUUUAGGGGUGAUUAUUUCUGAUGACUUAAAGGUAGGCAGACAAUGUAAUAGAGCAGCAGAAAAUGCUAGCAGAAUGCCUGGUUGUAUAGGGAGAGGUAUUAGCAGUAGAAAGAGGGAAGUGCUCAUGCCAUUGUACAAAACCCUGGUGAGACCUCACUUGGAGUAUUGUACACAGUACUGGAGACCGUAUGUUCAGAAGGAUAUUGAUACCUUAGAGAGGGUUCAGAGAAGGGCUACUAAACUGGUUCAUGGAUUGCGGGAUAAAACCUACCAGGAAAGGUUAAAGGAUCUUGACAUGUAUAGCUUGGAGGAAAGACGAGACAGGGGGGAUAUGAUAGAAACAUUUAAAUACAUAAAGGGAAUCAACACAGAAAGGAGGAGACUAUAUUUAAAAGAAGAAAAACUACCACAACAAGAGGACAUAGUCUUAAAUUAGAGGGACAAAGGUUUAAAAAUAAUACCAGGAAGUAUUACUUUACUGAGAGGGUAGUGGAUGCAUGGAAUAGCCUUCUAGCUGAAGUGGUAGAGGUUAGCACAGUAAAGGAGUUUAGGCAUAAGGCUAUCCUAACUAUAAGAUAAGGCCAGAGACUAAUGAAAGUAUUUAGAAAAUUGGGCAGACUAGAUGGGCCAAAUGGUUCUUAUCUGCCGUCACAUUCUAUGUAUGACACUAGGUGUCCUAAUGCAAAGCAUGAGGACGUUCAGCCUUGUUUCACAGAAUCAAACGCCAUAAAACUGCAGGAAUCGCCUCUAGUGGCUGUCUGAUCUCUAAAACCGCAAUGUUUUACAUUGCAGGGCUAAGAGGGACAGAGACACUGCACCCAGACCGAUACAAUGAGAUGAAGUGGUCUGGGUGCCUAUACUUGUACCUUUAAGUACAAAACAACCAAACUGAAGCUGUAUCCUUAAGGGGUUAAAUGUGUUUUUUUUUAUUUAUUUUUUAUUUAUUUUUUUUAUAUUACAUAUUGGGUUGUAGCAUGCAUGAAUACUGUAAGGAAUAGAUUUGAUAUGUUGUCAGCAGAAAUGAUUAAAAUCAUGCCAAAAAUGACAUUAUCUUAUGCCUAAUGACACUUAUAUGUGACAGAUUAAUUCAUUUUUAUUUUCUUACAGUAGAGUGUGUUAACUGUAUUUGGGUCAUUUCUCAUUUUAUAGGUCUACCAUACCUAUGAGAGAUAAAGAAGGAAAGCAAGAUUACCGGUUGGUGUUUAUUUUUAUCUCUCUUUUUAAUAUUUUAGAGAAGCCUUCACCCUCUGUGGUGUGUACUUUUAUGAUCAAGCUGCUGUCAGGGCAACUAAAUUUUACAGAAUGAGAACUUGAAUUAGGUGUUUUUAAAUGUGCAAUAUUUUCACAAUUGUAAACACGUAUAAAAUUGAGAUAGUUGUGAUUUCAUGGCUUUGUUCUACUAUGUAAUUAUAUUGUAACUAUUUUUAAUUCCAUAACUUUUUCGUGUAAAUUUUGCACCACCUAAAAUCUUACCAUUUUUAUACAUGAAACAUGGGGGGGCAGGGGGUUGCACUCACCUGAACAUGCUUAAAUGGGGUGCUACUAGGGGCCAUAUUAUACAAUAAACAAUACACAAGAUCCAGCGCACUCUAGCUACUAAACAGCAACUUCAAUGUUGACAGAUUAUUAUUUUUUUACGUUUUUUUUCUAAAGGUUUUUUUUUUUAAACACCUAAUCUAGGCAAAAAAUAAUGGGGAUUUAGUUACAUUAUAAUGACCAUACAUUGUAUAAGCCUGCCACAACGUCAAUGUACCCUAUGUUUGGCAGGUCCUACUCUCACAGUCUAAUGUCUACUAUUAUGUAAAUAACUCACUUACUUGGGGAAAAAAUUCCAUCUGAGGCUCUCUGCAAUACAAGGCUAAAUAGGGACCUGAGAUGAGGCAGGGGGGGUGCAAAACCAAGGAGUUGGCUAGACUCCCAAAUAUAUAUAUAUAUAUAUAUAUAUAUAUAUAUAUAUAUAUAUAUAUAUAUAUAUAUAUAUAUAUAUAUCUGUCUAUCAUGGGGGGGGUGGUUGCACUCACCUGAACAUGCUUAAAUGGGGUGCUGCUGGGGGCCAUAUUAUACAAUAAACAAUACACAAGAUCCAUCGCACUCUCCUAUCUACUAAACAGCAACUUCAGUGUUGACAGAUUUUAUUAGUUUUUUUUUCUAAAGGUUUUUUUUAGAAACACCUAAUCUAGGCAAAAAAUAAUGGGGAUUUAGUUACAUUAUAUAUAUUUUUAUAUAUAUAUAAUAUAUGGUGGGGAAACUUUUUUUUUUUUUUUUUAAGGGAUGUAUUAGAGACAACACACAUAUCUUGAACAACACAUUUUAUUCUAAUAAAUGCCAAUAAAAUUAAAAGAACACUACAGUGUUAUGAAUCCAAACAAGUGUACCUAAAGUUAUAGUGACUUGCUUAAUGUUUGGGAUUUGCCCUACCCAGUCAGUCCUGCUUCCUUGGCUGAGAUCAUCAAUCUUAUUGGGUCCUAUAGUGUCUCUUUAAAGCCAACAGACAAGGACCAGAAAUAUAUCAAAAUCAAAAAUCUCCAAGCAGCAGAGAACCUUUAUUUGCAUUCUGUACUAUAAACCUUAAUGUUCAGUGAUGUAUAUUUUGAUCUAUUGACUGAGCACUCUUAAACUUGUUGAUGAAACAUUAUUAAGGAUCUGCUUUCACAGCAGUGUACUUUUUCCUUUAAACUUAUCUAUUGUUACAUAUUAUUUAUAUGACCAUAUAGCUUAUUUAUUAUAUCUAAUGACUUGUGCUAUAACACACCCCUACAUUUUUAACAACUACAAAAUAUAUUAAAAUAAAUAGAUAAUAGAGCGAAUUAUGAAUUAUCAUGACUCAAUAUGUUUUGACCAUGUCUACAUGUGUUAUGUAAUGCAUAAAUACAUUUCUAAACAUAUUUACGAUCUGGUUAAAUGUAGGCAUUUUUUGUGAAUUUAAUGGGUACUUGUAAUGCCACGUGCAAUAUAUGCAUUUUUAAAAGAGCAAAAAAAAUUGAAGAUUAUAUUAGCUUUAGUGUACUAAUAAUCUUAAUUUUAGUAAUGACAGGAGGCAAAUAUUUGCAUAUCUUUCUUUAUUGAAAACUCCAGCAGCAUAGAAACAGUAACAACCAAUCAGAGAAAAGAUAUGGUGCCCAUAAAAGGCCCUGUCUAUGACAUCACUUCCUCUUUCUUUGAAGCGAAUGAUAAAUAACAACAAAAACAUAAUCAUAUUUAGUUAACAGUUCAACAACAUAGCAGGGAACAUAACUCCGGUAAUUCCAUGGUGUAACCGUAUGGGAGGUGAGUCUUUGUCCCGAAGAGAAGACGUUCACGCUGAAAGAAAAAGAAAAAGGUGAAAGGUCUCUGAAGUGGUAACAUGUCCGCAUGCAAUAAACAUUAAGAACCUGAAAAUCCCAAUGGAUAUAGACUGUGAAACUAUCAACACUUGUAUAAACUCGCAAGUUAAGACAUGUAAUAAGUAAAACACAACAUAAUUCAAGGCACAUGACCAAGAACCCAACUAUACCGUACUAAAACAGCUACAUGUCUAAGUAGUAAUACAAUCCUAACAUGCAUGCCUUCCUGAACACUAAAAUAUAAUCUUAUAACACGAGAUAACUUGGGAGGGAUCCUAUAGGGUGGGAAAUAUUCGCCUCCUGUCAUUACUAAAAUUAAGAUUAUUAGUACACUAAAACUAAUAUAAUCUUCAAUUUUACCACAUGACAGGAGGCUUCAUAUUUGCAUUUUUAAAGCUUAGACUUUACCAGUGUGAAGGAGGCGUGAGAGGAUUGGCGGAAAUAAAAUGUCCUAAACGUACUCUCCCGUGUCCAGUCUGCGCAACGCAUAAUGUCGGUUAGGGAUGCGCCUGCCAAGAAGGCUUGGGAUGCUGCCGCACCUCUGACCGAAUGUGCUCCAAAGCUAGGUUCGAUUCCUGCCAACCUCAGUAGCCAGCGUACUCAUCUGGCCAGGGUUGUUGUAUACAUCGGUGCGUGAGGCCUUACGUAAGAAAUCUGCAGCUGACCCGUCGGGGUAUGCCGAAGGUUGGCUGUGAUUUCCGUAUACCUCAUAAGUGUCCUGACAACGCAUAGCUUGGAGUCUGAUUCGAAAUAUGGAUAAGACACUGAGGACGAGUCUGAUUUAGUCCGUCUAGAAAUGGAGAAGGUGACUCCCUCCGGAGUGAGAGAAAAACCGUCCAUGUCAAACGCCCUAACGUCUGACACCCGUCGGAAUGAGACGAGGCAUAACAAAAGAGCCAGUUUGGCUGAAAGCUGUUUCAGCGAUAGAACGGGGUUGUCCGGCCAGCCCCGAAGGAAGUCCAGCACCCCAUUCACCUGCCAGAGGCUGGAAUAUUUGGGUGCUGGGGGUCUUGUAAGUUUGGCACCCCGCAGUAGACGACAUACCAGAGGAUCUUGACCCACUGGCUUGCCUUAUACUGGGACGUGCGCUGCUGAAAUAGCCGAUCUGAUCACGUUAAGGGAUCUAUAUGAUCGACCCGUCGAGAACAGAUGAGCGAGAUAGUUGAGGAUCAGUGGGACAGAGGCAGUAAAGGGAUUGGAAUCCCUUUCCAUGCACCAAUCACUCCAGGCUGACCAGGCGGAUAUGUAACAUCUCCUGGUGCCAGGAGCCCAUGAGUCCCACAGGAGGUCUUUAGUAGAUUGCGAUAGGCCGUGGACUGACCAGGAGCCCCUGAAAUCGUCCAGGCCACCAGUUCCAGUUGUCCUUCCAGGACGAGGGGAUGGAGUUCCCCUCGAGGUCUCGACAGGAGCAAUGGGUAGGUCAGGAGCCGGAUGGGAUGGUCCUGGGACAUCUCAAAGAGGUCCGGAAACCACGGUUGGCUCUGCCAAAGUGGUGUUAUGAGCAGGAGCGAUAUCCUGUGAGUGCGGGUGUAUCGCAAUACCCGUGGGAUCAAUGAGAAUGGAGGGAAAGCAUAGGCCCCGUGGGAGGGCCAGUCCUUAAGGAAUGCAUCCGCUGCUUCGCCCUUCGGGUCCGGAAGCCAACUGUAGUAUCUUGGUGGUUGGUCCUGGAGGCGAACAAGUCUAUUGUUAGUGGGCCCAUCCGCUGACGUAGUGUCUGAAAUAUCUCCCUGUUGAGUUUCCAGUCGCUGGUGUCUCUCCAGUGGCGGGAGAACCAGUCCGCCGUCAGGUUGGAGAUUCCUGGGAGGUAUUCUGCUUGCAGCGUGAUGUUCCUCCGUAGGCAGAAACUGUAGAUGUCCUUCGUGGCUUCCGUCAGGUCUUUCGACCUCGCUCCGCCCAGGCGGUUGAUGUAUUGUACCGCCGAGACAUUGUCCAUGCGGAGCAGGAUACAGCAAUUCGACCUGUCCUUGGCCAGGCUGCGGAUGGCGAAGGAUCCCGCGAUCAAUUCCAGGCAGUUGAUGUGUAGGUUGGUCUCCUCUUUCUGCCAUGGGCCUCCCGUUAGCCCAUCCCCACAGGCUGGCGUCCGAUUCCACUAUGAAGUCCGGCGAAGGGCCGUAGAUCGCUCUGCCGUUCCAGGCUUGUAUAUGUAGGAACCACCAUCGCAGUUCCGAUCUCACUUCCGACGAGAGUGGGAUCCAGUGGUCGUAGGAAUGUCCGGUGCGCAGGUAUCCCGCUUUCAGCUGUUGCAUGGCCCUGUAGUGUAGAGGGCCCGGGAAUAUCGCUUGUAUGGAUGAGGAAAGGAGUCCUACGAUUCGAGCGAGCAUCCUGAGAGGUAUUGUGUCCAUCCUCAGGACUCGUCUGAUUUCCUUAUCGAGGCUAUCUUUUUAGAUGGAAGGCGUGGUACGCAUUCCUUCGAAUCGAUGUCGAAACCCAGGAAUUGGACCGACUGGGAGGGGGAGAGAGACGACUUCUGUCUGUUCACUACGAAGCCUAGGGAUUCUAACGAGUGAACGACAAAUUUCGUCUGUGAUCGUUGCCUGGAUGAGGAUUCGCAAAAGAUCAGCAAAUCGUCCAAGUAUACGAGACAUCGUAUGCCCCUCGUUCGGAUGUGAGCCAUCACUGGUCUCCGUCGCUUCGUGAAGCACCACGGAGCCGAGCUGAGGCCGAAUGGCAGACAUGUAAAUUAGCAUAUCCGUCCUCUCCAUCGGAAGCGGAGGAAUUGUCGGCAGUGUACGUCCACUGGGACGGACAGAUAUGCAUCUUUGAGGUCCAGGCGCAUAAACCAGUCGUCCUUGACGAGAAGGUCUUGUAGAAGAUGUAUUCCUUCCAUCUUGAAGUGUUUGUAGGAUACGAAUGAGUUUAACUGCCGGAGAUUGAUAACCGGCCUGUACUCGUCUGUUUUCCAAGAAAAUGUUGCUUAGAAAGCCUCUCCCGUCCGGUGCGUAUUGUAUCGUGCCUUUCUCGAAGAGAGCGUGGAUCUCUUCAUCUACUAGGUGGCUUUGUCCUGACGACAUGUGGAUUGGGGGAGGGGGAGCGUUUUGAAUGGGUCGUGCGGAGAAGUCUAUGACGAAACCGCGAACCGUCUGGAGGACCCAGGCGUCUUUGGUAAUCAGUUCCCAGUUCUGGAAGAAAAAGGAAAGGUUGCCUGUAAUAAAUUUUGAUGCAUUUGUGUAUGUAGGUCGACUCACCAUUGGAGAAGCGGCCACGGCCUCUGAAGCCUCUGGUUCUCCCCGUUCCUCGGAACGAUAAGGGUCUUUGCGUUGUAGACGGGAAGAAAUUCGGGGCUUGUGGGAACGGUCUGGAACCUGAGGCCCAAAAUCGGCUGGUGGCACAGUUCCGUUGUCAACCAGCCCUUCCAAAAACACUGUUUGAGAGAGGUUUGAGCCUUGUUCAAGGUAGUGAAUAGGUUCACAUGUCUUAAGUUCCGCGAUGAAGGCAUCGCCAAAUAACAGGCCUUGGGCUUUCGAUCCGAAUUCUUUAGCCCCGAGGUCCAGGAGCUUGCUAUCAAUACGUAUUAGGGCCGAUCUGCGUCUUUUGACGCAAAGUGCGGCGUUAGCAUUGCCCAGUAGGCACACAGCGCGUUGAGCCCAUUCACGUAUGACAUGAGGGUCCAGUUGAGAGUCUUGGCUGAGGGCUAGGUCUGCGAAGUAUAGCAUCUUGGCAAUGGGGCCGAGCAAAUCCAGCACUUUGUCUUGUGCCGCUUUUAUGCCCUUCUCCACCCCUUUGCGCGGGUCCCUGCCCGUGCGUGACAUGAAGACCACCAUAGUGUCGUCGAACUCGGGCGUCAGUGCCACUUUGUCGGGGAUCAACGGCCUGGGGCAUUCAGUCCUGAGGCGUGCCCGUACCUCCUUUUCCAGCUGUUUGCGCAGCCGGUAAUGUAUGAAUUUUGCCAGGUGAUCUGGCAGCGUCCACUCUGAGGACCGUGGGUGCCGGAUGGUGCGUGGGUCGAACAGCGGUGUCCCCUGGUCGUCCAGGAAGACCCCGUCUUCGGACUGACGGGUGUGGCGAUCAUCGUCGAGUUCCUUGUCCCGGUUGCCGAGGAAGGUCUCUUUGACAUACUUCGAAGAGGUGGGUGGGAGGUCUUGCCACUCUUCGUCGUCUGAGGGUGAGCCGUCCCCGUGCCACUCGUCCACCACAUCUAAGGCAUGUGGAACGUAGGUAUCGUCCUUGUCCGAGGAUUGAGGCGGGAAGGGCGCGGGCUGUUGGUCGCGUUCUUAACUCACUUGACGGGCAACUUGCCCUUAGUCUUGGUGGAGGGGGGGCUCGAAGCCUUCCUUUGCCUCUUGGCCUUAGACACCUCUGAGCCCGAAGCUUCCAUGCGUUCAGGGGGAUUUGUGUCUUCCUGGCCGUGGGGUAGAGCCCGCAAGAGGGCCUUCUCUACCGAAGCCGCCACGGCGGCAUUGAUCAUGGCUUGGAAGUCUUGGGUGCCUUGGGUAUCCUCCAUGAUCUGGGGUGUAUAUCGACCUGUUGGGCGAAAACAAGGUUCAGUGGAGGAGAGUCACGUACAGAUAUAGAUAGACUCUUGAAUAUGUAUAGAAGGCUUUAUAUGCACGUAAUUAGUGAAAUCAGGGCAAUAUGCGUAUCUCGUUACAUGAAGGUAUAGGCCCUUGUGCAUAUCAACGGGGUUCACCCCGGGUGGUGUGCCGUGGCAACCAGAGGACACCCACAUCAAUUGAAAAUGGGCCGUCAGCGCCCUUGCAUGCAUAUCUGGGGGGGUCACCCCAGGUGGUGUGCCAUGAAAAAAUACCCAGAGGACACCCACAUAAUUUUUGCACCCUUGGGUACAGUAAUGUAAUAUGACCCUGUGCAGGGUAACCAAUAUGAUAUUCCCCUUGAAGGGUAUAGCAGUAUCCGAUCCCCUGUGGGGUAGAUAGCGUUGCAUCUGUCCCUGCCGGGACCAGAGAGGCAGUAUGUUCAAUUAUAAUAACGAUAAAUGUAUACUUGAUAUUAUACAGCCUUCAUAAACAAAUCAUAAAUUGUGCAUGCUUUGACCACUUGUCACUUGUAAAAUAUCCUUGUUGGUUAGUGGAAAGGUGAUAUUCCGAUGUAGUGAGCUGUCCUGAGACAGAGGAGUAUACUUGAUAUUAUACAGCCUUGGGGGGGGGGAACCUGAGGGUAAUCCCCCCCCAAAUCCGUUGCGGCGAUCGGGUGAUUCCCGAACCGCCGAGUGUAGAGAAAGGCAGCCGCCGGCUGCGUUAGUAUGCGCUACGCGAGCGGGACAGGAAAAAACGCGGCAAACAGUAAAUUCUAACCCUGGCUACCCUCCACCCGUCCCCACCCAGCCCCCUGGUGCAGCAAGGGCAGGUCCGCGCGGUGAGCGCGGCACGGACAGUCGUGACGCUCGCGGACCGCCAGUCAAGGGCCAAAAGACUCAGAAGCGCAAAAGUAGACCGUGGCAAUACUGAGAAAGAGGAAGUGAUGUCAUAGACAGGGCCUUUUAUGGGCACCAUAUCUUUUCUCUGAUUGGUUGUUACUGUUUCUAUGCUGCUGGAGUUUUCAGUAAAGAAAGAUAUGCAAAUAUGAAGCCUCCUGUCAUGUGGUAAAAUUAAUCUAUUCAUUGUGCUAGCAGAUUUGCUAACAAAUGUAUAGAUUUGAAGAAGGAAAAAAAAACCUUUGGAAACACUCGCCCUGUUUUAUAUUGACUACUCUGAUUUAUGGCAUUCUUGACUGCUCUGUGUGCUUGUUUAUCUGAUCUCUUGACUUUGGCUUGUUUACCGUGAUUCUGUUACUUUUUAAGGACUGGUAACAUGUUUUUUUUUCUUACUACUCAAAAACAUGGCCUGUCCUGAAGGAGUACACAUGGUUAUGGGUUGGGGAGGGGUUUGUUGUGUGGGUGUAUGUACGUAUAUAGUUAUAUGGUAUGUUACCCAUUUUCAUGCUUAUUUCAUGUUUCUAUAAGAUUUAUGCCUGAACCAAAUCUCCCGCCUCUGAUACUAUACGACUCAAAAUCAUUGCCCACUGCUAAUAUGGAUCCAGAGCAAGUGGUGAAUAUUGACUUGAUUAAGGAAAGGCUACCAGAACUUCCAAGUAUCACCCGUGAAAGGCUUGUUGAACAAUAUGGCAUUUUACUGGAGCAGAGUUAUAUUUUGGUGGUAAUUAUAAAGAACUGUUUUUUUUUUGUUUUUGUUUUUUUUAAAAGCUAAAUUUAAAGUAGAGAUGAUUACUUACAAAAACUAAAACCACACAUGCUCAUGAUGGUUAUAAAGCCAGUAAGUUGAUCAGUGCAUUUAGUGAAUAUAAUGCAUCUUGCUGUUAAGAGGAAGCAUUUAAAGAUUUUAAAGCUAUCAUUUUAUGUUGGUUAAACUAGAGUGUGUGAAAUGAUCAGUGGUGCCUACCAGAUACCUUUUCUAAAAAUACAGAUUUGUCUCUCAGUCCACUUAAUAGAAACCCUGUAUGUCCUUUUCAAAUUUAAAUUGUAAGCUGCUUACAUUAAAGUGGGCAUGGUUUUUUAGUCCAAAACUUCAGAAGGGACUGUCGUGCACUGUGAGACUUUGGGUUCACCUGGCUGCGGGUGUACAAAUACAAUGCCUGGCCCAAAUAAAGUCGCCACCUGGAUUUAACUAAGCAAAUAGGCAAGUGCCUCCUAUUGGAUAGUUAGUGCAUGGGCGAUUAUUUUUCAGCUGGCAACAAGUUAUUUAACCCCAACUGAUGCAAUGAGUAGCUUCUCAUUUCUUAAACAACCAAAAGACACAUCCUGUGGUCAUAGAAAAUUUGUUAGUCUGUUUGAGAAGGGUGAAAUCAUUGGCAUGCAUCAAGCAGAGAAAACAUCUAAGGAGAUUGCAGAAACGACUAAAACUGGGUUAAGAACUGUCCAACGCAUUAUUAAAAACUGGAAGGAUAAUGGGGAUUUACCCUGUUCCAGAGUAAUGGGCGCAUCAGGGUAAGAAGAGAGGCAGAUGAAGUGAUGCACCCAUUAUGCCUAGUGCCUACUGUACAAGCCUGUGGGGGCAGUGCUAUGAUCUGGGGUUGCUGCAGUUGGUCAGUUCUAGGUUCGGCAACAUUAUGUGCCCAAAGAAUGAGGUCAGCUGACUACCUGAAUAUACUGAAUGACCAGGUUAUUCCAUUAAUGGAUUUUUCUUCCCUGUUGGCACGGGCAUAUUCCAUGAUGACAAAGCCAGGCUUCAUCGGGCUCAAAUUGUGAAAGAGGGGUUCAGGGAGAAUGAGACAUCAUUUUUACACAUGGAUUGGCCACCGCAGAGUCCAGACCUUAAAGGGACACUAUUGUCACCUUAACAACUGUAGCUUAAUGAAGCCGUUUUGGUGUAUAGAACAUGCCCCUGCAGCCUCACUGCUCAAUCCUCUGCCAUUUAGGAGUUAAAUCCCUUUGUUUAUGAACCCUAGUCACACCUCCCUGCAUGUGACUUGCACAGCCUUCCAUAAAUACUUCCUGUAAAGAGAGCCCUAUUUAUGCUUUCUUUAUUGCAAGUUCUGUUUAAUUAAGAUUUUUUUUAUCCCCUGCUAUGUUAAUAGCGUGCUAGACCCUGCAAGAGCCUCCUGUAUGUGAUUAAAGUUCAAUUUAGAGAUUUAGAUACAAUUAUAAGAUGAAGAGACUCUCAGUGCUGGAUCCACGGAGCCAGCACUAAAAGCACAAACUGGAGUAUAAAGAAUAUAUCUAUAUAUAUAUAUAUGAGUGAAUAUAAAUAAUAAUCCUGUUGUUUGUCUAUAGAGUCAUCCCAAUACAAAACAGUGUUACUAGCCUAAUAGGCUAAACCUCUCUGAUCCAACAGAUGUGACUAUAAUACUCAUCAGACUUUCGACUUUAAUAUAAUUAAUCUGGUCACAGUCUGUGACUAUAUGUAGUCAACCAUCAACAAAAAUGGAGUAUAAAAAAAAAAAUUAAAAUACUAAUAAAGUCACACUGAUGGAUCCUAAUUCCUAAAGAAAAAAUUGUUAUCCACUUAAUAAAGUUAGAUUGCUAACAUUGAUACAUGGGUGAACUAUACCGUACAAACAAUGUAGCUAUUCAUAUGAGACAUAAAGUAGCCAAUGUAUCUGGUAAUACUAGAUGAAUACUCAAUAUAAACGUGGACAGGAAGUUCACAGAAAUAAUAAAAUGAAGAGACUCAAACUAGUAAACUAAUAGCUCAAGGAGUAGGCAAUAUAAGGACUAAUAAUUAUAAGCUCUAAUGCCAGAAAUGUCAAUAGCCCCUCCAAAAACUACCAGAUAUAAUUAGGAAGUAGGAAUGACAGAGAGGUUAGAAAAAGUGCAGAACCAUACUUAGGAUGUUGGUUGCCUGCACAUAGUGGAAAGUGCCCAGUGCUAAAGUAAGUGAAAAAAAGAACAGAAAAACCCGACGCGCGUUUCGGUGCUUGGAACGUGCACCUUCGUCAGGGGCCAGAAUUGGAAUGACUGCUUAAUCUCUGACUUAUAUAUCAGACUACGGUAUACCCGAUAGCCAAUUGAAGAUCGGAGUUUGGCCGUCAAAAUUCGCGCCAAAAUCCACAACUUUCGGUAAUAUUCAUGAGGCAAUUUGAACUCCCCAAUCAGAUUCAUUGUGGGGCGGAGUUUGACUUUCAAUCCGAAAGUUAACUCUCUACACUCCUUAUUAUAAAAUGCUGAUUAUAUCCAGCUAAGUGCAUCAACGUGAAUAGGAGGCUUAUGUGUUCUGUCCAAUGACAGAGAGUUCAUAAUGUGCCGAGAUUCAGUGACUUAGCACAUAAACGUUAUCAAAAUUAUAUCGAUCUCAAUAUUAUCCUGUCAGUAUGAUAUAUAUUUGCACGGAGGAGAUCAAAACCCAUAUCCUCCAAUUUUUACCAUGUACAUAGCCUAUUAAAAGAUAGUUGUGAUUUUCAGCAGUAUACAUUUUUAGUGACUGGACUAAAAAUACUUCUACUACAUCCUGCCACUCUUUUCCAUAGUUAAUAAAAUCUGGUAAGAAGUUAAUAUGCGAGGGAAAGCAUUAGGCUUUUCCCCCGUUUUACCAUAUAUAUAAUCUUAUUAAGAGAUUAGAUAUACUAGAAGAUUGUAAUAACUUACAAAAAGGUGUACUUAAUGAUGAACUAGACGAAUAUAUUAGCUCCUAUCUCUUAUUUACAUAUAAAGAAAAGUGAAAUCAUAUAGCCGAACCUAGAUAGCUGUACCGGUGAUCCCGGUCCUAAUUGGUCGGCUGCUAUAUUAUUAAAUGCAUAUACACAAAACCUUGUACAAAGCGAAACCUUUUCACGGAUAAAAGAACAGCUCCCAAUCUGUUAAGGCAUAUCGCUUGAUAAUAGAAAGCCCACCUAAAUUAACAUAUCCAUAGCGGAGGCAAGAUGUAGUAUCGAUAGUAUCAUGAGGAAAAGAAUGCCAGCACUAAGAAUGAAAUAUUAAUAGUUGCAACAGAUGGUCAAAGGUGGAAAGAAAAUCACUUUUAAGCAUAAAAAUAGCUAUGUGCCAGAGAUCGUAAUAUCAGCUCCAUAUUGGUUAAUAACUAGAUGAUCGCAAGAUGCUUUAGUAAUGCUGGUUAUACAAAAAAUUAAAUAAGAAGUGUACCAAAUAAAGAGACAAGUAUGCAAGUCAGUGAAUAUAAACUAAAAAAUAAAUAUCAUAAAUAGAGAAAAAAGAGACAAACAAAAUAUUUCAUUAAGAAGAAAAAACAUAAUAAUAAUAAGAAAUCUAGAUGUUUCAAACUAUACAACAUCCUAAUUAAGGUCUGAUUGUAAUAUCUAGUUAGAUAUGAAGGAUGUAUAAGAAAAUCCCUCAUUGAGGCCCAAAGGGAAUAAGGUUUUGAAUUUAUAGAUCCAAUAACUCUCCCUUUGUAAAAGCAAUCUGUCAAUAUCUCCUUUUCGCGGGCCCAAUUUGACUUUUUCUAUUCCACAGAAGCGUAAGCCCUGUGCCGAUCCACUAUGUUGUAAUUUUAGAUGUCGUGAGAUUGAAGUGUCAAUAAGUCGAGAUGGAUUCACUGAAUUGACAUGUUCGAGAAUACGUAUCUUAAAUGGUCUAAACGUCUUUCCUACAUACUUUUUAUCGCAGCUGCAGGUCAAAAGAUAAAUUAAUCCAACUGUUUUGCAAUUGAAAAAAGUUUUCACAGUAUGGAUCUCGAUGUUCAUUGAAUUGGAUAGAAGUUUAGAUUGUUUAUUGAUGUAUUUACAUGCCUUGCAAUGUCCGCAUUGGAAGGUGCCUAUUGCUGGCGAUUUCAACCAUGUGGAGGAUACCGCAAUAGGAGAAAGAUGACUUGGCACCAAGAUAUCUUUGAGGUUGCGACCCCUUCUAGCUGUCAAUGAGACAAAAGGGGUCAAAACAUCCUUCAAAUGUUGAUCUUGGUAUAGAAGUGGCCAGUAUCUAUCCAAAGUUUUUUUAAUCGGAUCCCAUCCUGAGUCAAAAGUUCCGAUACACCGUAUCAAACCUUGGGUUUUAGGGGGGGAAAUAUUUUCCAGUAAUAGUUCAGUUCUAUCAGAGAGAAGAGCUCUUUGAUAGGCUCUUUUUAAACACUUAUUCGGGUAUCCCUUUAUCUUGAACUGGGUCCUUAGAGAUUGAGCCUUAAGUUUGAACUCAUCGACCGAAGAGCAAUUCCUUCUCAAUCUAAGAUACUGGCCAACUGGAAUUCCCCUCUUUAAUGCAGGAGGGUGAUAACUUUGCCAGUUCAAAAAAUUAUUAGUAGCGGUAGGUUUUUUAUAAAGUGUUGUAGAAAUGCUUCUAUCCUCAUUGAUCUCUAAGGUGACGUCUAGAAAAUUAAAUUUUUGAUCUCCAAACUCAUUUGUGAAUUUCAAAUUUAUGUCAUUGACAUUCAAUUCAGCUACAAAUUCAGUGAAGUGAUCCAAUGUACCUGUCCAUACUAUUAGUAUGUCAUCAAUGUAACUAUUCCAUACGUCAACAAAUUUCAUGUAUUGGGCGAGUUGUGGACUGAGAACAAUAUGAUGUUCCCACCAUCCCAUAUGGAGGUUAGCGUAAGAGGGGGCACAAGUCGUCCCCAUCGCUGUCCCCCUCAUUUGGUGGUAGUAAACGCCCUCAAACAGAAAAUAGUUGUGCGUAAGAAUAAAGUAAAGAAGUUUAAGGAGAAAAGUAUUGUGUUCUUUACAGUUUGGCCUUUUGUUGUCUAGAAACCACUUCACGUGUCUAAUGCCUAUGUCGUGAGGGAUGGAACUAUAAAGUCCCUCCACAUCAAGGCUGCAGAGUUUAGCAUCAGUAGGUAAUACUGUAUCUUUGAGGAUAUUCAGGGUCUGUUUAGUAUCCCUCAAAUAAGAGGGCAAUGUUUUCACUAAAUCUCUAAGGAUAAAUUCCACAUACUCACUACAAUUCUGAGUAAGAUUGUUUCUACCCGAAACUAUUGGUCUACCUGAUAGAACUUUUUGUUGUUUAUGUAUUUUGGGUAAGGCAUAGAAAGUUGCCAAUGUAGGUUUUUUAUUAUUAAGUAAAUAUUUAUAUUCAUCAUUGGUAAUUAGUUUUAGUGAUAUUGCCUCAUCCAAAAUGGUGCGGAAUUCAUUUAGAAACCUUGAUGUCGGAUCUAUGCUUAGUGUUGUAUAAGUAUCUCCGUCAUCAAGAAGUCUGUGCACCAUUUGAGUGUAUUCAUUUCUAUCCAUCACCACAACAUUCCCACCUUUAUCAGAUGGUUUUAUGAUAAUGGUCUCAUUUCUUUUCAGGGUCGAUAAUGCUUUCCUUUCCCGUUGGCUCAAAUUGUCUUGC